Molecule: messenger RNA, 54883 nt
Organism: Podarcis lilfordi (Lilford's wall lizard)
Lineage: Eukaryota; Metazoa; Chordata; Lepidosauria; Squamata; Lacertidae
Source: the annotation of a GenBank genome assembly
CUUCAGUUUUCAAUUUUUAAAGGCUGUUGUUGUAACGAGUACAUCGUCGUUGACUCACUGGAAACCCAGCUUCCGUUUUGAGUUUUCAACUUUUUCUCAUGUCGCUGUUCUUGUAAAUGGUCCUUGUUCUUGUAAAUGGUCCGCGUGGAAUAACCCCAAGUGGCCACUGGGUGUCACUGUAGCGCUGCUUCAGAAAACAGUCCUUGUUCUGGCAUUUAUGUACAUGAAAACCAGUAAACCUAAGAAAUGCUGUUUAGAAGAGGAGGCGCUGGUCUAAAUUUCUGUGGCUUCGUGUGUCAUGGCUAAAAGUUGGCCGCUCUUUCUUUAAUGCUUAAAAAGCCGCCUGAACCGGGUAGUAUAUCUAGAGUGAGAAAUGUUAGUUUGGUGUUGGGCUGGUUGGUUGGUUGGUUAGUGAAAGCUGGUAGUGUGGAUGUGUGUACAGUUGGUCAGUCGCUUUUGCAGAAAGGCUUUUAAGAAGAAAAGCAGAAAGGACUGUGCAAGGAUACUUUUCUCGCGGACUCUUUUAUGCCGACAAGGGUCCGAGGACCAGCCUGAGGCGACAAAGGGAGGUAAGAACCUUUGAUGUUGUUGUUUUACAAACCCUGACAUCGUGUGCCAAUUCCUCUGCCUCCCUCCAAGAAAUAAACUAAAAUGACCUGUUUCAUAGAAUAAUGUAGAACUUGUUUUAGAAGAUUGUAAGUGUGUGUUUUAAGGGUGAAAUAAAGCCUUUAAAAACAACAGCAGCUGUUUUUCAUGUGUUCAUUCAGCCUUUAAGCUUUUAGCAAUAGAUUUAUCAACAAAAGUUUUAUUAUAUUCAUUUUAUUUAUUUUAUUAUUCAUUUUAUUUUAUUUCAUUUUACUUAAGUAAGUACCACCAGUACAUCACUUUCAUGUGAUUUUAUUUCAAUAAAGUACAUGCUGUAAAUUUCACAUCUGUCUUCCAAAUCCUUUCCAGUUGUGGUGAGUGGGGGUUGGGGUAAGAGGGGUGGGGUGGGGGUGGGGGUGGGGGUGGGGGUUGGGGUGGGGGUUGGGGUUGGGGGUUGGGGUGAGAGGGGGGGGCGUUGGGGUGAGGUUGGGUUGGGGUAUGGGGGUUGGGGUGAGGGGGCUGGGCUGGGUGGGGUGGGGUGAGAGGGGGUGUGGGCUGGGUGUGGGGAUUGGGGUGAGAGGGGUUGGGGUGGGGGGGUUGGGGUGUGAGGGGGGUUGGGUGGGGUGGGGUGGAGUGAGAGGGUGGGGUGGGGGUUGGGGUUCUGGCACCUGGGGGGGAGACCUUGCCUCCCCUUGUUCCUAGCAGCCAGGCCCGCUCCGACUUCCCAUUGCAAGAUUCUGCUGGGAUCCCAUUAUGUGCUGUAUCAGAUAUUAUUAUUAUAAUAAGAGAGAAGAUCAGAGCAACAUAAAACAAUAACAUUGCGGGUCAAAGAGGAUGGAUCAGAGACAAGUACAAGAGCUGCUGACCAAAAUGACGGAGGCACAAUUUAGUGUUACUGUCGGCAUCUCGAAUAAAUCCUUCGGUUUUAUCUGUAAACGCGGCUUUUCUAUCCAGUGCGGUCUACGUUGAAGAAAUCCUUCAGUUUUCACUUUUUAAAGGCAGUUGUUGUAACGAGUCCGGUCGUGGUUGACUCACCGGAAACCCAGCUUCCGUUUUGAGUUUUCAACUUUUCCCAUGUCGCUGUUCUUGUAAAUGGUCCGCGUGGAAUAACCCCAAGUGGCCACUGGGUGUCACUGUAGCGCUGCUUCAGAAAACAAUCCUUCUUCUGGCAUUUACAUGAAAAGCAAUAGCAUUAUUUGGACAAAAGAAAUGCUGUUUCGAAGCGGAGGUGCUGGUCCUGAUUUCUGUGGCUUCGUGUGCCAAUUCCUCUGCCUCCCUGUUCUUGUAAACGGUCCGCGUAGAAUAGCCCCAAGAGGCCACUGGGUGUCACUGUUAUUUUUACUAUAGGAAGAACAUUCACCAGCACUUGAUUGCCAGCCGCUCGUAAGAAACGCCUUUAUGCAUGCAGUUCGGCCAGAAUUUUAUCCCAAUAGCACUUUUGUUUCUCAUUUUCACCACUAUGUUCACUUCCACUCACACUUUCGUCUCAAAUGCACAAACACUGGCUGCUUGGAGACACUGCAUGGCGCAUUUCGGGCCAGUGAGAAUUUUUUAAAGCGGCUGUGUUUUGAAUUGUUUUGGAAGGUGCGCAUUUGAGAAACGCAGCUUGAAAGGGGACUGAACUGGAUUCUUCCUGCCUCCUUGGUGGAAGAAGGGGAGCAGCGCCAGGUUCUUGCAGUGCUGAAAGGAGAGAGAAAACAUCACAUUUUAGUGAAGCGGGUGUGUGGUUGGGAGGGACAUUUUCUGGGACUUCCCAACACCAUGGCCUCUAAAGCUCACUUGGUGGCAGGUUUCAGGUGCUUCCAUCUGUCUUUUGGUGCCAGCAAUAUUUCCCCCCAGAGGAAAAAGCAGCGCCAUUCCUGGAGACCCUGCAACCCCAGGCCGAUGUGGGGGGUGGAAAGGUCAUGAGUUGGGCAGACUAUCUGCCCACACCACAAGCUCCGUAGUGGGGAAGGAGAGCUGGGCUGGGGGGGGGAUGAACACCUGGCAAUUCAUGCACCUCUUGGGUUGCAGAUAGUACACGGGUAUAUCUGCCUAAAAAGCCUGGGACACAAUUUCCUCCACCCUGUAGCACCUAUGGCAGCUCAUUUUCCAGACGUCAUGUAUUUAGCCUGAAGCUGAGGCUCCAAUACUUUGACCACCUCAUGAGAAGAGAAGACCCCCUGGAAAAGACCCUGAUGUUGGGAAUGAUGGAGGGCACAAGGAGAAGGGGACGACAGAGGACGAGAUGGCGGGACAGUGUUCUCGAAGCUACCAGCAUGAGUCUGACCAAGCUGCGGGAGGCAGUGGAAGACAGGAGGGCCUGGCCUGCUCUGGUCCAGGGGGUCACGAAGAGGCGGACACGACUAAACGACUAAACAACAACAACAAUGUAUUUAGCAUUAACUCUGGCAGUGUCUGCUUGAUUCUGACCCAACUCAGCCUGAUGUACACAUUUUGCUCUAGGAGGCUUAGCUUGCUCACAAUUGAGUCUCCACUUCCAGAGUUAAUGUGAAAUACAUUCCUUCUCGUAAAAGAGCCACCGUAGCUGCUAGAGGGCUGUGAAAAUAGGCGGCCCAGGCUUCUUAGACUCGCCUGUGCAUGUACUAACCAAAGGGGUACAUUGAUUGCCAGCCGUGAAAUCCCCUGGCAUUAUAUUCAACACUCUUUGAGUUUUCAACUUUCCCCAUGUUGCUCUUCUUGUAAAUGGUCCACGUGGAAUAACCCUAAGUGGCCACUGGGUGUCACUGUAGCGCUGCUUCAGAAAACAGUCCUUGUUCUGGCAUUUAUGUACAUGAAAACCAGUAAACCGAAGAAAUGCUGUUUAGAAGAGGAGGCGCUGGUCUAAAUUUCUGUGGCUUCGUGUGUCAUGGCUAAAAGUUGGCCGCUCUUUCUUUAAUGCUUAAAAAACCGCCUGAACCGGGUAGUAUAUAUAGAGUGAGAAAUGUUAGUUUGGUGUUGGGCUGGUUGGUUGGUUGGUUAGUGAAAGCUGGUAGUGUGGAUGUGUGUACAGUUGGUCAGUCGCUUUUGCAGAAAGGCUUUUAAGAAGAAAAGCAGAAAGGACUCUGCAAGGAUACUUUUCUCGCGGACUCUUUUAUGCCGACAAGGGUCUGAGGGUUGUUGUUGUUUUACAAACCCUGACAUCGUGUGCCAAUUCCUCUGCCUCCCUCCAAAAAAUAAACUAAAAUGACCUGUUCCAUAGAAUAAUGUAGAACUUGAUUUAGAAGAUUGUAAGUGUGUGUUUUAAGGGUGAAACAAGCCCUUUAAAAACAACAGCUGCUGUUUUUCAUGUUUUCCUUCAGCCUUUAAGCUUUUAGCAAUAGAUUAAUCAACUAACGUUUUAUUAUAUUCAUAUUAUUUUAUUUUAUUUUACUAUUCAUUUUAUUUUAUCUUAUUUUAUUUAAGUAAGUACCACCGGCACAUCCUUUUCAUGUAAUUUUAUUUCAAUAAAGUACAUGCUAUAGAUUUCAGAUCUGUCUUCCAAUUCCUUUCCAGUCUAUCAUUUGUAAGGGUUUUGCCAGGUGGUUGUGGGAGGGAGAGAUUUUUUGUGCCCCCACUUUCACCUGAGUUUCCUGGCAGGCUGAUAUUGUGUCCCACAUCUUUUGCCUAUUUUAUCAUAACAGAUUUGACCUGUUCCUCUUUGGUGUCCCAUUCCAGGAGCAGAUUAUACAUUUUUGGCAAUAAUUUAGUAUUAUCUUCUCAUAUCUCUCUUGAAAUCUUGAUGCUUCAUGACUAAAUCCUUUCUUUUUGUCACUUUUAAAAGUUUCAUUUAGCUGAAAAUAUUGAAACCAGUCUGUAACCUUUUCUCUAACUUCUUCAAACUCCUUUAAUUUUUAUAAUAUUCUGCUGUUAGGCCACGGCGUCCUGGUGAUUUUUCUACCUUUGCUUGUUUAAUUGCGUCCCAAACGUGCAGAGCUUAUCUUCUUGGCUUCCUUGGGCUGUUUUUCUGUUCUCUUUUUUUAUUAUAUUUUUUUAUUAAUUUUCCAAUAAACAUAAAUACACAAUAAAACAUCAAAUUCCCAUCACCUGUCCUAUUUUCAUUUAGACUUCCAUCAACCUGUCUGAUAAUUCUCCGUUUUUCUGUUCUCAAAGGGAAUGCUGAAGUCUGCCAUUAGGAUUUCCUUGCCUUAGAAUGCGUGUAGGUUUAGGACUAGGUUUAGGUAUAGAGUUAGAUCAGUGUGGAUUAGGGACUGGAUAAAACUGGAAAAGGAAGAAGCAUUAGAUUUGGACGGUCACGAUACCAGAUUUGGAUGGCAUGCAUACUUAUGGUACGGGAAAGGGGAAGUGCACAAAGGAUUUUACAAUCAUAUACGCAGGAGAUCACUAAUGAGGGUGUGGGAGAGAUAGAAGGAUCUAAUAGAAGAAAAAACACCCUGGUGGUUAUCUCCAGCUGAAGCUUCGUUACUCAAACCGCUUGGCAAAAAGGGGAAUUGGUCUAGAUAUAGAGAUUUGCUGAAGGAUGGAAGAAUGAGGAAAUCCCAACGAAGAACCGUGGCAAGAAAAAUGGAAGAGCUAUGCAGAGUUGUCUAAAUUGACAUACGUACAAACUACAUGAUAAGGACAACUGUUACUUCAAGGAAGAAUGGGAACUUUUUACAAACUAAAAAACCCCACAAAAUGAAUUGGACUCCUUGACAGGUUUUGAACAAACAUCCACAAAUUUAUUAGUAGAAGAUAUGAGAGAUAAGCCAAUGAUAUGUACAGUUUUUAACAUGCAGAGAAUAACAUGUGCAGAGAAAUCAGAGAGAGGAGCUGAGGGAAGUCCGGGGGGGGGGGAGGGAUUGAAGGGGAGUGGGGAAAAAUGGGAGAGAAAUAAUGUAUGUGAUUAAAUGGAUUGAUAAUUUGGUAUGUUGAAAUUGUUUAAUAAAAAUAUUUUUUUUUGAAAAAAGGUUUAGGUUUAGAGUUAGAUUCAAGUUUAACUUUAAAGUUAGGAUUACAGUUAGGGCUAGGGCUAAAUGUAGGGAGAGGGUGAGGGUGAGGGUUAGGAUUAGGAUUACGAUGGGGGUUGGUGUUGGGGUGAGAGGGUGGGGUGGGGUUUGGGGUGCUGCCAUCUGGGGGGGAGACCUUGCCUCCCCUUGUUCCUAGCAGGCAGGCACCCCCCGACUUCCCAUUGCAAGAUUCUGCUGGGAUCCCAUUAUGUGCUGUAUCAGAUAUUAUUAUAAUAAGAGAGAAGAUCAGAGCAACAUAAAACAAUAACAUUGCGGGUCAAAGAGGAUGGAUCAGAGACAAGUACAAGAGCUGCUGACCAAAAUGACGGAGGCACAAUCUGGUGUUACUGUCCGCGUCUUGAAUAAAUCCUUCGGCUUUCACUGUAAACGUGGCUUUUCUAUCGAGUACGGUCUCUGUUGAAGAAAUCCUUCAGUUUUCAAUUUUUAAAGGCUGUUGUUGUAACGAGUCCAGUCGUGGUUGACUCACUGGAAGCCCAGCUUCUGUUUUGAGUUUUCAACUUUUCUCAUGUCGCUGUUCUUGUAAAUGGUCCUUGUUCUUGUAAAUGGUCCACGUGGAAUAACCCCAAGUGGCCACUGGGUGUCACUGUAGCGCUGCUUCAGAAAACAGUCCUUGUUCUGGCAUUUACAUGAAAACCAAUAGAAUUAUUUGGACAAAAGAAAUGCUGUUUUGAAGAGGAGGUGCUGGUCCUAAUUUCUGUGCCUUCCUGUGCUAAUUCCUUUGCCUCCCUCAAAAAAAUGAGCUAUAAUGACCUGUUUCAUAGAAUAAUGUAGAACUUGUUUUAGAAAAUUGUAUGUGUGUGUUUUAUGGUGAAACAAACCAUUUAAAAACAACAGCAGCUGUUUUUCAUGUUUUUAUUCAGCCUUUAAGCUUUUAGCAAUAGAUUAAUCAACUAAAGUUUUAUUAUAUUCAUUUUAUUUAUUUUAUUUUAUUAUUCAUUUUAUCUUAUCUUAUGUUACUUAAGUUAGUACCACCAGCAAAUCAUUUUCAUGUAAUUUUACUUCAAUAAAGUAUAUAAUUUUAGCAAUAGAUUAAUCAACAAAAGUUUUAUCAUAUUCAUUUUAUUUAUUUUAUUAUUCAUUUUAUUUAACAUUGCGGGUCAAAAUGACGGAGGCACAAUCUGGUGUUAUUGUCUGCGUCUUGAAUAAAUCCUUCGGCUUUCACUGUAAACGUGGCUUUUCUAUCGAGUACGGUCUCUGUUGAAAAAAUCCUUCAGUUUUCAAUUUUUAAAGGCUGUUGUUGUAACGAGUACAUCGUCGUUGACUCACCGGAAACCCAGCUUCCGUUUUGAGUUUUCAACUUUUCCCAUGUCGCGACUAAACAACAACAACAAUGUAUUUAGCAUUAACUCUGGCAGUGUCUGCUUGAUUCUGACCCAACUCAGCCUGAUGUACACAUUUUGCUCUAGGAGGCUUAGUUUGCUCACAAUUGAGUCUCCACUUCCAGAGUUAAUGUGAAAUACAUUCCUUCUGGUAAAAGAGCCACCGUAGCUGCUAGAGGGCUGUGAAAAUGGGCGGCCCAGGCUACUUAGACUCGCCUGUGCAUGUACUCACCAAAGGGGUGCAUUGGUUGCCAGCCGUGAAAUCCCCUGGCAUUAUAUUCAACACUCUUUGAGUUUUCAACUUUCCCCAUGUCGCUCUUCUUGUAAAUGGUCCACGUGGAAUAACCCCAAGAGGCCACCGGGGUCACUGUAGCGCUGCUUCAGAAAACAAUCCUUGUUGUUCUGGCAUUUACAUGAAAACCAAUAGAAUUAUUUGGACAAGAAAUGCUGUUUAGAAGAGGAGGCGCUGGUCUAAAUUUCUGUGGCUUCGUGUGUCAUGGCUAAAAGUUGGCCGCUCUUUCUUUAAUGCUUAAAAAGCCGCCUGAACCGGGUAGUAUAUAUAGAGUGAGAAAUGUUAGUUUGGUGUUGGGCUGGUUGGUUGGUUGGUUAGUGAAAGCUGGUAGUGUGGAUGUGUGUACAGUUGGUCAGUCGCUUUUGCAGAAAGGCUUUUAAGAAGAAAAGCAGAAAGGACUCUGCAAGGAUACUUUUCUCGCGGACUCUUUUAUGCCGACAAGGGUCUGAGGGUUGUUGUUGUUUUACAAACCCUGACAUCGUGUGCCAAUUCCUCUGCCUCCCUCCAAAAAAUAAACUAAAAUGACCUGUUUCAUAGAAUAAUGUAGAACUUGAUUUAGAAGAUUGUAAGUGUGUGUUUUAAGGGUGAAACAAGCCCUUUAAAAACAACAGCUGCUGUUUUUCAUGUUUUCCUUCAGCCUUUAAGCUUUUAGCAAUAGAUUAAUCAACUAACGUUUUAUUAUAUUCAUAUUAUUUAUUUUAUUUUAUUUUACUAUUCAUUUUAUUUUAUCUUAUUUUAUUUAAGUAAGUACCACCGGCACAUCCUUUUCAUGUAAUUUUAUUUCAAUAAAGUACAUGCUAUAGAUUUCAGAUCUGUCUUCCAAUUCCUUUCCAGUCUAUCAUUUGUAAGGGGGUUUGCCAGGUGGUUGUGGGAGGGAGAGAUUUUUUUGUGCCCCCACUUUCAACUGAGUUCCAGACCGGGCCCCGGCAGGCUGAUAUUGUGUCCCACAUCUUUUGCCCAUUUUAUCAUAACAGAUUUGACCUGUUUCUCUUUGGUGUCCCAUUCCAGGAGCAGAUUAUACAUUUUUGACAAUAAUUUAGUAUUAUCUUCUCAUAUCUCUCUUUGAAAUCUUGAUGCUUCAUGACUAAAUCCUUUCUUUUUGUCACUUUUAAAAGUUUCAUUUAGCUGAAAAUAUUGAAACCAGUCUGUAACCUUUUCUCUAACUUCUUCAAACUCCUUUAAUUUUUAUAAUAUUCUGCUGUUAGGCCACGGGGUCCUGGUGAUUUUCCUACCUUUGCUUGUUUAAUUGCGUCCCAAACGUGCAGAGCUUAUCUUCUUGGCUUCCUUGGGCUGUUUUUCUGUUCUCUUUUUCAUUAUAUUUUUUUAUUAAUUUUCCAAUAAACAUAAAUACACAAUAAAACAUCAAAUUCUCAUCACCUGUCCUAUUUUCAUUUAGACUUCCAUCUCAACCUGUCUGAUAAUUCUCCGUUUUUCUGUUCUCAAAGGGAAUGCUGAAGUCUGCCAUUAGGAUUUCCUUGCCUUGGAAUGUGUGUAGGUUUAGGGCUAGGUUUAGGUAUAGAGUUAGAUUAGGGACUGGAUAAAACUGGAAAAGGAAGAAGCAUUAGGCAUUUCGGACAGUGAGAAUAUUUUAGAGCGGCUGUUUUGAAUUGUUUUGGAAGGUGCGCAUUUGAGAAACGUAGCUUGAAAGGGGACUGAACUGGAUUCUUCCUGCCUCCUUGGGGGCGAGUCAUUGGCCGUGCGAGGGCUCCUGCGAGACGAAGGGGAACAGCGCCAGGUUCCUGCAGUGCUGAAAGGAGAGAGAAAACAUCACAUUUUAGUGAAGCGGGUGUGUGGUUGGGAGGGACAUUUUCUGGGACUUCCCAACACCAUGGCCUCUACAGCUCACUUGGUGGCAGGUUUCAGGUGCUUCCAUCUGUCUUUUGGUGCCAGCAAUAUUUCCGCCCAGAGGAAAAAGCAGCGCCAUUCCUGGAGACCCUGCAACCCCAGGCCGAUGUGGGGGUGGAAAGGUCAUGAGUUGGGCAGACUAUCUGCCCACACCACAAGCUCCGUAGUGGGGGAGGAGAGCUGGGCUGGGGGGGGGAUGAACACCUGGCAAUUCAUGCACCUCUUUGGUUGCAGAUAGUACACGGGUAUAUCUGCCUAAAAAGUCUGGGACACAAUUUAUUUCACCCUCUAGCAGCUAUGGCAGCUCAUUUACCAGAAGUCAUGUAUUUAGCAUUAACUCUGGAGUGUAGGCUUGAUUCUGACCCAACUCAGCCUGAUGUACACAUUUUGCUCUAGGAGGCUUAGUUUGGUCACAAUUGAGCGUCCACUUCCAGGGUUAAUGUGAAAUACAUUCUGUUAAGUUGUGGGUGAACAUAUCAGACGACACAGCGAUUCUUGAAACAGCUCUUGUUUAUUCACAGGCCAGAACAGAACUGAACUGAAGGGUUGUCAGUCUGCUUAUAUAGAGCUCCAGUACACAUAAUUGUAACAACUUUCUAAAACUAUCCAAUCACUGAAUGUCACUUUCGAUCCCUUAUUUGCAUAACUAUCUACAGUGUCCCCCUGCUGGCCCAGGGUGAGAACUUCAGUACAUAACACCCCUCCCCACCGAGAUACGGGGUUAGUUACAAUCGUAAUGGUUUCCUUAUAUACAGCACUACACAUAAUGGUUCAAUUAGGCACAAAAGCAUAUUGGUUACAUUUCACAUACUUCCAUUAGGCCAACAGUAUUAAAUGUCCAACAACAUAGUCCUUUAAAUAAGUUGGGCGCUUGGAAACUGCCAGACUGCCGGGGAGUGGUAUCCAGGUCCGGCGGGCUGCCCGAUUCUUGCUGAGGCUGUGGCGCGACCCUAGGUGGCGUUGAAACCAAGUCCCCUGGAUCCGCUGCUGUGGGUGGAACAUCCGUAAGUGGAGGUGGCGGAAUGUCAGGCACGGCAGUGGUCUGAUUCUGUGGGAAGUCCGGCAGACCCUCUGAAGUGGCUUGGUUCAGCUCCACGCCUGCAGUUUGUGAGAGAGGUGUAGGUGGAGCCUCGCCAUCUGUAAGCGUCUGUUCCGGAGCCAUGAGCGCAGUUGGGGGCACUGCAGUAGUGUCCAAGUCCCCAACCCUGCGCCUAAGCUGGUCUAUGUGCCGGCGCCACAAACAUCCGUCUUCGAGUGCCACCUGGUAUGAGCGAGGUCCAGUGACUCCCACUACUGUGGCGGGCACCCAAGGAAUGUCCCCCACAAAGUUCCAGGCAAAGACCUGGUUUCCUGGAACAAAUGACCGUGGCGCAUUGGCACAGCCUGGGGGUUCGGCCACGGCAAAGUCUGGGUGCAGCCGGUCGAGCGGAGACCUGAGGCGGUGGCCCAUAAGCAGUUCGGCAGGACUCCGCCCUGUGGCCACAUGAGGGGUGAUGUGUUGCACGAACAAGUAUUCAGCAACCCGCUCAUGCCAGUCUCCCUGGUCCAGGCGCGCCAGUGCCUCUUUUGCCGAGCGCACCAUUCUCUCCGCUUGCCCAUUGCUGGAUGGAAGAAAUGGUGCCGUUAGGGCAUGGCGGAUGCCCAGUCCCAAAAGGUAUUGCUCAAAAGUGUCUGACGUGAACUGUGGUCCGUUGUCGGAGACAAGGACAUCAGGACACCCAUGCGUCGCACAGAGGCCUCGCAGCACCCGGAUGACGGCCUCGGUAGUGGUGGAGGGCAUCAGGGCCACCUCCAGCCAUUUGGAAUAGGCGUCCACCACUACCAUAAAGGUCCGGCCGUGAAAGGGGCCAGCCAGAUCGAUGUGCACCCUCGACCAGGGUGUCUUGGGCGUCUCCCAGGUGUGUCCCUUAGCUGCCGGUGGUGCAGGCCUCGAUUCUUGGCACGCUUGACAGGCGGACACCCAGGCAGUGAUGGCAUCGUCCAUGUUAGGCCACCAGACGUAACACCGAGCCAACGCCUUCAUUUUGACGAUUCCCGGGUGGCCAACGUGCAGAGCUUCAAGGAUGCGUUGACGGAGUCUUUGGGGAAUCACGACGCGGUCUCCCCACAGCAGACAGCCGCGAUGAGCCGAGAGUUCAUGUUGUCUGGUUGCCAAUGGCUGGAACUCCGACGCAAAAGGCCCUUGUGGCCACCCCCUCCACACCCAGUUGAGCACACGGCUGAUGGUGCGAUCCUGGGCAGAUGCAGAGGCCACAGUGGCAGCCGAUACAGGCGCUGCCAGAAGAUCCUCAAUCAGGAGGAGCCGGGUCUUCCACAAACGCUGGAAGAGGGCAACGGCUGAGGGUGUCGGCAUGGCCCAUCGAUUUCCCUGGGCGAUGGACGAGCCGGUAGUGGUAGGUAGCCAGGAAAACAGUCCAUCACAGCAUGCGUGGCGAGAGGACCAGUGGAGUUGGUCGAUCACCGGCGAGGAGGCCCAGGAGCGGCUUGUGGUCGGUGAUGAGGUUGAAAGUCCUGCCGUAGAGGUAUUAAUGGAACCUCUUCACUCCAGCCACAAGUGCCAGUGCCUCCUUGUCGAGCUGGCUGUAAUUCCGUUCAGUCAGAGAUAGCGUCCUGGAAAAGUAGGCGAGUGGUGCUUCUCUUCCGUCUGGAAAACGGUGACUAAGGACAGCGCUGAUGCCAAAAGGUGAGGCAUCGCAGGCAAGGACCAGCAGCCUGGCUUCACUGUACUGUACCAGCACACUGUCUGAUGAAAGGAGAGCCUUGACUGCGUUGAAGGCCGCCGUCUCCCGAUGACCCCAGGACCAAGGCAUCUUCGUGCUGAGGAGUCGGUAAAGAGGCUCAGCCACCGUGGCUUUGUGGGGCAGGAACAUGUUGUAAAAGUUCAGCAGUCCCAGGAACGCCUGCAACUCCAUCUUGUUCUUUGGGAUGGGGGCCUGAUGGAUAGUGCAGAUCUUGGAUGUGGUUGGGUGAAGGCCGGAGGCGUCGAUAAGAUAGCCCAGGAACUCCACCUGUGGAACGGCAAUCUGGCACUUCUCCCUCUUUACCUUGAGCCCGGCCUCCUGGAAUCUGGUCAGCACAGCAGGGAGGCGCUCGAACAGCUGCUGUUGUGAGUCUGCGGAUACCAAGACAUCGUCAAAGUAUGGUACCAUGCCCAGAAGCCCUUGCAGGAGAUGCUCCAUAAGGCUUUGGAAGAUGCCAGGAGCUACACUCACUCCGAACUGCAAACAGCAGCAACGGAAUGCCCCUCAGUGGGUGACGAUCGUCUGGGCUUCAGCGGUGGCAUCAUCGACGGCAGUUGUUGAUAGGCUUGGGCAAGGUUCAACUUAGCAAAGACCUUACCCUCACCCAGGGAAUGCAGCAGGUGUUGAACAACAGGAACCGGGUAGGCGUGCUGCUGAAGUGCCUUGUUGAUCAUGCGCUUGAAGUCGGUGAAGAUUCUCACUGACCCGUCCGGCUUGACAGGCGUGACGAUGGGGGUUUCCCACUUGGUGUGGUCAACCGGUUCCAAAACUCCUUGGGCGAUCAGCUUGUCCAGUUGUUCGUCUACCUUAGCCUUGAGAGCAAAGGGAACCCGGCGUGGCUUUAGCUUGAUGGGGGAAACUUGUGGAUCAAGGCUAAAGGAGAUGGGUGUACCUGUAUAUUGCCCCAAAGUGCCGUCAAAAACCUUGGCAAAGUCUUUGACCAGACCCUCAGUCUCUGCGUUAGAGAUGCAGUUGAUGCCGGUGACUUCCAGGCCGAGGGCAUCAAACCAGUCUAGCCCUAGGAGGCUUGGCCGCUGACCUUCUACCACCACCAGUCGGAGCAGGCCCGAAAAAUCCUUGAAGGCGAUCCAGAACCGGCCAACGCCUACCACCGGAAUGUUGUUUCCCUGGUAGUGUCUCAGGUGUAUGCGGUGAGAGUCAAGUUGCCUUUAAGACACUCUGGGUACCAGUCUUUUGAUGGUGCUCAAUGGACACAAUGGACAGGGCAGACACGGUGUCGAUCUCCAUGUCACAUGGAGCUCCUUAAAUGAGCACCAUGACGUUCAGCUUGCGUCGCGUAGUUGAGUCGGUUUGGCCAAUCGUGGUUCCAGAUGGGCAGCGGCAGUUGGUGAGAGCGAAACAGUUUUCCUUGGUGGACUGGAGUGAAGACUUGGACUUGUGAGUGGUGAAGGGGGGUGCCGGACGGAGCCGAUUGGCAGACCUUAGCGACGUGGCCCCUUCUGGAACACUUCCUACAGAUGGCGUCUCUGAAUUGACACUUGGCACGGGAAUGGUUGCCUCCGCAGCCGGCACAUUCCGAUUGGCCCUUGGACUUCUUUUGGAACUUCCUGCGCUCCCGCUUUGUCUGGUGCACGUCAUCAUCUUCACUGGAGGAUGCCUCAUCACUGCUGGCCUCUUCAUGAUGCACUGGAACUGGCUUCCUAGCAAGACGCGGGCUGCUGGCCUUGCGGAUCUCCUGGGCGGAGCGUUCAGCAGCUUCCGAGGCCACGGCCUCCUCAAUGGCUUUCUGCAGCGUGAGGUCUGGCUUGGCGAGGAGACGCAGUUGCAGAUGGAUGUCCCAGACCCUGCAGACGAUUCAAUCCAUCAGGGCAUCGUCUAAGUCUCGGAACUCGCAGUGCAUUGCAGCCUGUCUCAGGGCAGCUGUGUAGUUGUUAAUUGACUCCCCCUCUGCCUGGUUCCGGUGGUAGAACGCAUGGCGGGCAGCAAUCUAGGACGGCUUUGGUGUGUAGUGGUUGCAGAGCUUCUCUUGAAUCGUGUCCCACGGUGCUGCCUGGACUGCUUCAGGUGCAAGCAAUGCUCAGGCCGUCUCAAACACCUCAGGCCCACAGAGGCUGAGGAAUAGACUCCGCUUCCGCUCCUGUGAUACUGCUGUCAGCUCGUUGGCUUGGAGGUAGCAGUCGAACCAAGCGAGGUAGGAGUCCCAUGAUUCAGAGGCUGGCGCAAACGGCGGUAGAGGCACAAGUGAAGCCAUGUUUCCAAUGCUGGCGUGGAGGGCGAUGGAUGGAACACAGUGCUCUAGCCAGAACAGUCAGCUCUGAAUUGGUUCUGUUCAGUGAUUUCGCUCAUUGAUUCAGCUCAGUUCAGAGGGUGGCCGCAUCUGGCUGUUAUUCUAACUAGUCUGGUCGUGGUUGACUCUCCAGAAACCCGGUCUCCAUUGAAGAAAUCCUUCAGUUUUCACCAACUAAGUUUGUUAGUGGUAUGAGCUUUCUUGUGCACGCACACUUCUUCAGAUACACUGAAACAGAAGUCUCCGGACCCUUCUAUAUAUAGUGAGAGGAUGGGGCGGGGUAUUCCUCAGAAGAGAUGUGGGAAUGGAUGAUUGACUGUUUAGAAGGGGAGGUGCUGGUCCUAUUUUCUGUGGCUUCCUGUGCCAAUUCCUCUGCCUCCCUCAAAAAAAUAAACUAAAAUGACCUGUUCCAUAGAAUAAUGUAUCUAUUCUACCAAGCGAGGCAGGAGUCCCAUGAUUCAGAGGCUGGCGCAAAUGGCGGUAGAGGCACAAGUGAAGCCAUGAUUCCAAUGCUGGCGUGGAGGGUGAUGGAUGGAACACAGUGCUCUAGCGAAAACAGUCAGCUCUGAAUUUGUUCUGUUCAGUGAUUUCGCUCAGUGAUUCAGCUCAGUGAUUCAGCUCAGUUCAGAGGGUGGCCGCAUCUGGCUGUGCUCUGUUGUCCAUCGAUCCCAUCCUUGUCGCCAGUGUUAAGUUGUGGAUGAACAUAUCAGAUGACACAGUGAUUCUUCAACAGCUCUUGUUUAUUCACAGGCCAGGACAGAACUGAACUGAAGGGUUCAGUCAGCCUGCUUAUAUAGAGCUCCAGUACACAUAAUUGUAACAACUUUCUAAAACUAUCCAAUCACUGAACGUCACUUUUGAUCCCUUAUUUGCAUAACUAUCUACAGUAUCCCCCUGCUGCCCAGGGUGAGAACUUCAGUACAUAACACAUUCCUUCUGGUAAAAGAGACACUGUAGCUGCUAGAGGGCUGUGAAAAUUGGCGUCCCAGGCUUGUUAGACUCGCCUUCGCAUGUACUAUCUGAAACCAAAGGGGUGCAUUGGUUGCCAGAUGUGAAAUCCCCUGGCAUUAUAUUCAGCACUCUUUCUUAGGGUGUGGUUAUUUCAGAGAAGAAGCCAGGCCAAAAAGGGAUGCUUAACAGAGAAGUAUCUUUAUUGUCAAAGCACAGUCGAGAACAGGAGCAUGAGUCACUUCCCCAGUUGGGCACAGGGCCAUCUCUAGUGGAAACGGCAGCAUAUCGGCAAUGUGGACAUCACAGUCGGGGUCUCAGCCUCUUUCCCUUAGUGCAUCUGCCGGCAAAGGACUUUUGCAGAGCUGGUCGUCUUUUUUAUAAUAUAUUUUUAUUUGGUUUUCAACAAACAUAAGAUAAAUGAUAAAACAAAAGCAAAAAAAGAAAAAACAUUUACACAAAAACAAUAUCAAAUCUGUAAAAUGGGGUUAUCUGAAUGCCUGGACUUCCCUCCACAGCCUCCCUGGGUCCCAACAAUUUUCUUUUCAGCUGCAUAUCAUUACUACUCCAAAAUUUCUUUUCCUAAGUUAUUUCUACAAUCUCUAAAACUACAAGAGUUCUUAAAAUCCUGCCAAUGUUUCAAUCUGCUUACAAUACUUUUGUAAACACAUAACGAACAUUUUCCAUUCUGCUUUAAACGUCUUGUCAUCUUGACUUCUGAGCUUCCCAGUUGAUUAUGCCAUUUCAGGAUAGUCCAUUAACUUGGUCUGCCAGUCUUCUUUGGUUAGAACUGUUUCUUCUUCCCAUCUUUGGGCUAACAAUAUCCGGGCAGCCGUCGUACAUAAACAAAUUUCUCUGAUCUUUGAUAUCUCUUUACCUACAAUUCCUAGUAAAAAAGCUUCUGAUUUUUAGUAAAAGUUGCUUUAAACAUUUUUUUCAUUUCAUUGUAAAUCAUUUCCCAGAAUUUAUUUACCACCUUAUAUUUCCACCACAUAUGAUAAAAAGUACCUUCUGUUUCUUUACAUUUCCAACAAUUAUUUGUUCUUGUUCUGUACAUUUUUGCUAAUUUAACCGGGGUUAAGUACCACGACACAUCAUUUUCAUGUAAUAUUAUUUCAAUAAAGUACAUGCUGUAAAUUUCACAUCUGUCUUCCAAAGCCUUUCCCAGUCUAUCAUUUGUAAUGGGGUUUGCCAGGUGGUUGUGGGAGGGAGAGAUUUUUUUGUGCCCCCACUUUCACCUGAGUUUCAGACCGGGCCCCGGCAGGUCUGAUAUUGUGUCCCACAUCUUUUGCCCAUUUUAUCAUAACAGAUUUGACCUGUUCCUCUUUGGUGUCCCAUUCCAGGAGCAGAUUAUACAUUUCUGACAAUAAUUUAGUAUUAUCUUCUAAUAUCUCUCUCUGACAUCUUGAUGCUUCAUGACUUGGGCUGUCUUUCUGUUCUCAAAGGGAAUGCUGAAAUCUGCCACUAGGAUUUCCUUGUGUUAGAAUGUGUGUAGGUUUAGGGCUAGGUAUGGGUUUAGGUAUAGCAUUAGAUUAAUCUGAGGAUUACAGUUUGUACAGAUUAAUUUGAGGAUUACAGUUUGUUCUCGGGCUAAAUCUAGAGUUAUUGUGGGGUUUAGGGUGAGAGUGGGGGUUGGGGUAAGUGUUAAGGUUGGGAUAAGGGUUAGUGUUAGUGUUAGUGUUAGUGUUGGGGAUAGAGUUAGGGUUCGGGAUAGGGUUAGGGUUGGGGCUUGGGCUUGGGCUAAGGCUUGGGCUAAGGCUCCGUCUAAGGCUCGGGCUAAGGCUUGGGCUAAGGCUCCGGCUAAGGCUUCGGCUAAGGCUUGGGCUAAGGCUCCGUCUAAGGCUCGGGCUAAGGCUUGGGCUAAGGCUUCGGCUAAGGCUCCGGCUAAGGCUUGGGCUAAGGCUUGAGCUAAGGCUUGGGCUAAGGCUUGGGCUAAGGCUUGAGCUAAGGCUUGGGCUAAGGCUCGGGCUAAGGCUUGAGCUAAGGCUUGAGCUCGGGCUAAGGCUUGGGCUAACGCUCGGGCUAAGGCUUGGGCUAGGGCUAGGGCUAGGGCUAGGGCUAGGGCUAGGGCUAGGGCUAGGGCUAGGGCUAGGGCUAGGGCUAGGGCUAGGGCUAGGGCUAGGGCUAGGGCUAGGGCUAGGGCUAGGGCAAGGGCUAGGGCUAGGGCUAGGGCUAGGGCUAGGGCUAGGGCUAGGGCAAGGGCUAGGGCAAGGGCAAGGGCUAGGGCUAGGGCUAGGGCUAGGGCUAGGGCAAGGGCUAGGGCUAGGGCUAGGGCUAGGGCUAGGGCUAGGGCUAGGGCUAGGGCUAGGGCUAGGGCUAGGGCUAGGGCUAGGGCUAGGGCUAGGGCUAGGGCUAGGGCUAGGGUUAGGGCUAGGGCUUGGGCUAGGUCUAAGUUUAGGGUUAGGAUGGCGGUUAGUGUGAGGAUUGGGGUUGGGGUGCUGGCAUCUGGAAGGGAGACGUUGCCUCCCCUUGUUCCUAGCAGCAAGGCAUCCUCCGACUUCCCAUUGCAAGGUUCUGCAGGCAUCCCAAUAUGUGGUGUAUCAGAUAGUAUAAUAAGAGAGAAGAUCAGAGCAACAUAAAACAAUAACAUUGCGGGUCAAAGAGGAUGGAUCAGAGACAAGUACAAGAGCCGCUGACCAAAAUGACGGAGGCACAAUAUGGUGUUGCUGUCUGCGUCUCGAUGAAAUCCUUUGGUUUCAACUCUAAACGCGGCUUUUGUAUCGAGUUCGGUUUCUGUUGAAGAAAUCCUUCAGUUUCCAAUUUUUAAAGGCGGUUGUUCUAACUAGUCUGGUCGUGGUUGACUCACCAGAAACCCGAUCUCCGUUCAAGAAAUCCUUCAGUUAUCACUUUAAAUAUGUGGUUGUUGUAAUAUUUACGGUCUCCGUUGAAGAAAUCCUUUGGUUUUCACUGUAAACACAGCUUUUGUAUCGCGUUCGGGUUCUGUUGAAUAAAUCCUUCAGUUUCCACCCCGUUGAAGAAAUCCUUCAGUUUCCAAUUUUUAAAGGCAGUUGUUCUAACUAGUCUGGUCGUGGUUGAAUCUCCAGAAACCUGGUCUCGUUUGAAAAAAUCCUUCCGUUUUCACCCCGUUGAAGAAAUCCUUCAGUUUCCAAUUUUUAAAGGCAGUUGUUCUAACUAGUCUGGUCGUGGUUGAAUCUCCAGAAACCUGGUCUCGUUUGAAAAAAUCCUUCCGUUUUCACCCCGUUGAAGAAAUCCUUCAGUUUCCAAUUUUUAAAGGCAGUUGUUCUAACUAGUCUGGUCGUGGUUGAAUCUCCAGAAACCCGGUCUCGUUUGAAAAAAUCCUUCCGUUUUCACCCCGUUGAAGAAAUCCUUCAGUUUCCAAUUUUUAAAGGCAGUUGUUCUAACUAGUCUGGUCGUGGUUGAAUCUCCAGAAACCCGGUCUCGUUUGAAAAAAUCCUUCCGUUUUCACCCCGUUGAAGAACUCGUCCAGUCUCCAAUUUUUAAAGGCAGUUGUUCUAACUAGUCUGGUCGUGGUUGAAUCUCCAGAAACCCGGUCUCGUUUGAAAAAAUCCUUCCGUUUUCACCCCGUUGAAGAAAUCCUUCAGUUUCCAAUUUUUAAAGGCAGUUGUUCUAACUAGUCUGGUCGUGGUUGAAUCUCCAGAAACCCGGUCUCGUUUGAAAAAAUCCUUCAGUUUUCACCCGUUGAAGAAAUCCUUCAGUUUCCAAUUUUUAAAGGCAGUUGUUCUAACUAGUCUGGUCGUGGUUGAAUCUCCAGAAACCCGGUCUCGUUUGAAAAAAUCCUUCAGUUUUCACCAACUAAGUUUGUUAGUGGUAUGAGCUUUCUUGUGCACGCACACUUCUUCAGAUACACUGAAAGAGAAGUCACCAGACCCUUCUAUAUAUAGGGAGAGGAUGGGGCGGGGUAUUCCUCAGAAGAGAUGUGGGAAUGGAUGAUUGGCUGUUUAGAAGGGGAGGUGCUGGUCCCAUUUUCUGUGGCUUCCUGUGCCACGUCCUCUGCCCCCUCAAAAAAUAAACUAAAAUGACCUGUUCCAUAGAAUAAUGUAUCUAUUCUAUUCUAUUCCAUUCUAUUCUAUUCUAUUCCUAUUUAAUUUUAAUCUAUUCUCUUCUCUUCUCUUCUCUAUUAUAUUUUGUUCUCUUUUAUUCUAUUCUAUUCAAUUCAAGUUUAAUCUAUUCUAUUCUAUUCUAUUCUAUUCUAUUUGGUUCUAUUUUAUUCUAUUUUAUUCUUUUCUCUUCUAUUUUGUUCUAUUUUAUUUUAUUCUAUUUAAUUUUAAUCUAUUCUAUUCUAUUUUGUUCUCUUUUAUUCUAUUUUGUUAUCUUUUGUUCUCUUUUUUUCUAUUUAAUUUUAAUUUAUUCUAUUCUAUUUUGUUCUCUUUUAUUCUACUCUAUUUAAUUUUAAUCUUUUCUAUUUGGUCUAUUUUAUUCUCUUCUCUUCUAUUUUGUUCUAUCCUAUAAUUUAAUUAUUUUAAUUCUAUUCUAUUCCAUUCUAUGUUGUUAUGUUAUGUUAUGUUAUGUUAUGUUAUGUUAUGUUAUGUUAUGUUAUGUUAUGUUAUGUUAUUCUCUUCCUAUUUUAUUUAAUUUUAAUCAAUUUUAUUCUAUUACUUUCUAUUAUAUAAUUUUAUUUUAUUCUAUUAUAUUCCAUUCCAUUUUAUGUUAUUUUAUGUUAUGUUAUUUUAUUUUAUUCUAUUAUAUCCUUUCCUAUCCUAUCCUAUUCUGUUCCUAUUCUAUUUAAUUUUAAUCUGCUCUAUUCUAUUCUAUUCUAUUCUUUAAUUUUAUUUUAUUUAAAUCUAUUCUAUUCUAUUCCAUUCUAUUUUAUGUUAUUCUCUUCUCUUCUCUUCUCUUCCAUUUUGUUCUAUUUUAUUUAAUUCUCUUUAAUUCUACUCAGUUCUGUUUUGUUAUCGUUAUUCUAUUUUGUUAUCAUUUGUUCUAUUCAAUUCAAUUUAAUUUUAAUCUAUUCUAUUUUGUUCUCUUCUAUUCGGUUCUAUUUUACCUAUUGUGUUCACGUUUAUUCUAUUUUAGUCUAGUCUAUUCUAUUUUGUUCUCUUUUAUUCUAUUCUAUUUUAAUCUAUUCUACCGUAUUUUAUUCUAGUCUAUUUGGUUCUAUUUUAUUCUCUUCUCUUUUAUUUUGUUCUAUUUUGUUCUAUUUUAUUCUAUUUUGUUAUCUUUUGUUCUAUUCUAUUCUAUUUAAUUUUAAUCUGUUCUAUUCUAUUUUAUCCUAUUCUAUUCCUAAUCUAUUUUAUUUUUCUCUCCUAUUUUGUUCUCUUUUAUUCUAUUCUAUUUAAUUUUUAUCUAUUCUAUUGUAUUCUGUUCUAGUCUAUUUUAUUCUCUUCUAUUUUGUUCUAUUUUAUUCUAUUUUCUUCUCUUUAUUCUAUUCUAUUCUCUUUAAUUUUAAUCUAUUCUAUUCUACUCUACUCUACUCUACUCUACUCUAUUCUGUUCUUUAAUUAUAUUUACUUCUAUUCAAUUCUAUUUUAUGCUAUCCUAUCCUAUCCUAUCCUAUCCUAUCCUAUAAUUUAAUUCAAUUUAAUUUAAUUCUAUCCAAUUUUAUCCUAUCCUAUCCUAUUCUAUAAUUUAAUUUAAUUUAAUUUAAUUUAAUUUAAUUUAAUUCUAUUCUAUUCUAUUCUAUUUCAUGUUAUUCUAUUCUCUUAUAUUCUAUUCUAUUUAAUUUCAAUCUAUUCUAUUCUAUCCUAUUUUAUUCUCUUUUAUUUUAUUCUAAUUUUAAUCUGUUUCAUUUCACUUGAUUCUAUUAUUCAAUUUAAUUUAAUUUAAUUUAAUUUAAUUUAAUUUAAUUUAAUUUAAUUUAAUUUAAUUUAAAUUCUAUUCUAUUCUAUUCUAUUCUAUUCUAUUCUAUUCUAUUCUAUAAUUUACCGGUAAUUUAAUUUAAUUCUAUUCUUUUCUAUUCCAUUCUAUUUUAUGUUAUUCUCUUUUCUUCUCUUCUAUUCGGUUCUAUUUUAUUCUAUUUUGUUCACUUUUAUUGUAUUCUAUUCUAUUUUAAUCUAGUCUAUUCUAUUUUGUUAUCUUUUGUUCUAUUCUAUUCUAUUUAAUUUUAAUCUGUUCUAUUCUAUUUUGUUCUCUUUUAUUCUGUUCUAUUUAAUUUUUAUCUAUUCUAUUCUGUUCUGUUCUAUCCUGUUUUAUUCUGUUCUAUUUUGUUCUCUUCCAUUCUAUUUUGUUCUCUUUUAUUCUAUUCUAUAUAAUUUUAAUCUAUUCUAUUCUACUCUAUUCUGUUCUUUAAUUUAAUUUAAUUCUAUUCUAUUCUAUUCAAUUCUAUUUUAUCCUAUCCUAUCCUAUUAUUUAAUUUAAUUUAAUUUAAUUCUAUUCUAUUCUAUCCAUUUUUUUGCUAUCCUAUCCUAUCCUAUAAUUUAAUUUAAUUUAAUUUAAUUCUAUUCUAUUCUAUCCUAUUCUCUUUUAUUUUAUUCUAAUUUAAUCUGUUUUAUUUUACUUGAUUCUAUUAUUCUAUUUAAUUUAAUUUAAUUUAAAUUCUAUUCUAUUCUAUUUAAUUUUAAUCUAUUAUGUUCUAUUUUACCCUAUCCUAUCCUAUUUUGUAAUAUUUUAUUCUGUUUCACUUUCUUUUUAUUCUAUUAUAAUUUUAACCUAUUCUAUUCUAUAAUUUACCGGUAAUUUAAUUUAAUUUAAUUCUAUUCUUUUCCAUUCUAUUUUAUGUUAUUCUCUUCUCUUCUCUUAUAUUUUGUUCUAUUUUAUUUUAUUUUAUUUUAUUUUUUUUAUUUGGUUCUAUUCUAUUUUGUUAUCGUUUGUUCUAUUCUAUUCAGUUUAAUUUUAAUCUAUUCUAUUCUAUUUUGUUCUAUUCUCUUCUAUUCAGUUCUAUUUUAUUCUAUUUUGUUCACUUUUAUUCUAUUCUACUCUAUUUUGUUCUCUUUUAUUCUAUUCUAUUCUAUUUUAAUGUAUUCUAUUGUAUUCUAUUCUUGUGUAUUUUAUUCUCUUCUCUUCUAUUUUGUUCUCUUUUUUCUCUUUUAUUCUAUUCUAUUCUAUUUAAUUUUAAUCUAUUCUAUUCUACUCUAUUCUGUUCUUUAAUUUAAUUUAAUACUAUUCAAUUCUAUUUCAUCCUAUCCUAUCCUAUUCUAUUCUAUUCUAUUCUAUUAUGUUAUUCUAUUCUAUUCUAUUCUAUUAUUUAAUUUUAAUCUAUUCUCUUCUAUCCUAUCCUAUUCUCUUUUAUUUUAUUCUAAUUUUAAUCUGUUUUAUUUUACUUUAUUCUAUUAAUCUAUUUAAUUUAAUUUAAAUUCUAUUCUAUUCUAUUUAAUUUUAAUCUAUUCUAUUCUAUUUUAUCCUAUCCUAUCCUAUCUUAUUUUGUAAUAUCUUUUUCUAUUUCAUUCUCUUUUAUUCUGUUAUAAUUUUAAUCUAUUCUAUUCUAUUCUAUAAUUUACCGGUAAUUUAAUUUAAUUCUAUUCUAUUCCAUUCCAUUCCAUUCCAUUCCAUUCUAUUUUAUGUUAUUCUCUUCUCUUCUAUUUAAUUUUAAUCUGUUCUAUUCCGUUUUAUUCUAUUCUAUUUGAUUCUAUUUCAUUCUCUUCUCUUCUAUUAUGUUCUCUUUUAUUCUAUUCUAUUUAAUUCUAUUCUAUUCUAUUAUUUAAUUUAAUUUAAUUCUAUUCCAUUCUAUUUUAUGUUAUUUUCUUCUCUUCUCUUCUCUUCUCUUCUCUUCUCUUCUCUCCUAUCUAUUCUAUUCUAUUCGGUUCUAUUUUAUUCUAUUCUAUUUUGUUCAUUAUUCUACUCUAUUAUAUUUUAAUCUAUUCUAUUUUGUUCUCUUUUAUUCUAGUUUAUUCUAUUUAAUUUUAAUCUAUUCUAUUCUACUCUAUCCUAUCCUAUCCUAUUAUUAAAUUCUAUUCUAUUCUAUUCUAUUCCAUUCUAUUCUAUUUCAUGUUAUUCAUUUUAUUCUAUUCUAUUUAAUUUCAUUUUAAUCUAUUCUAUUCUAUCCUAACCUAUUCUCUUUUAUUUUAUUCUAAUUUUAAUCUGUUUAAUUUUACUUUAUUCUAUUAUUCUAUUUAAUUUAAUUUAAUUUAAAUUCUAUUCUGUUCUAUCAAAUUUUAUCCUAUCCUAUCCUAUCCUAUUCUAUGCAAUUUAACCUAUCCUAUCCUUUCCUUUCCUUUCCUAUUAUUUAAUUUAAUUUAAUUUAAUUCUAUUCUAUUCUAUUUAUUCCAUUCUAUUCCAUGUUAUUCUAUUCUGUUUUAUUCUAUUCUAUUUAAUUUUGAUCUAUUCUAUUCUAUAAUUUACCGGUAAUUUAAUUUAAUUCUGUUCUAUUCUAUUCCCUUCCAUUCUAUUUUAUGUUAUUUUAUUCUCUUCUCUUCUCUUGUCUUCUAUUCCUAUUCUAUUUAAUUUUAAUCUGAUUUAUUCUAUUCUAUUCUAUUCUAUUCUAUUCUAUUCUAUUUGGUUCUAUUUCAUUCUCCUCUUCUAUUUUAUUCUCUUUUAUCCUAUUCUAUUUAAUUUUAAUCUAUUCUAUUCUAUUCUGUUCUAUUUUGUUCUGUUUUAUUCUAUUUUGUUCUCUUUUAUUCUAUUCUAUUCUAUUUAAUUUUAAUCUGUUCUAUUCUAUUAUUUAAUUUAAUAAUUUAAUUUUAUUUAAUUUAAUAAUUUAAUUUAAUUUAAUUUAAUUCUAUAAUAUUCCAUUCCAUUAUAUUCCAUUCCAUCUCUUUUAUUCUCUUAUCUUCUCUUUCAUUCUAUUCUAUUUACUGUAUUUUUCACUCCAUAAGGCACACCGGACCAUAAGGCGCACCUAGUUUUUAGAGGGGGAAAUCAAGAAAACAAAUCUCCCCCCCCAGCCCCAAAGAGCAAAGAAACCAAGAUAGCGAGCGGGAUCCAUCCGUUGUCCCAUAGCCACUCGCUGUCUUGGCUUCUUUAGCCGCAUGCAGCCCCUACGGCCGCGCGGGGCUAUGGCAAUUCCCCCACCUCCCGCAAAAGCCCACAGGAGCAGUGCACCCUUUAAGGAGCACGCAGCUCCUGCGGGCUUUUCUACGAGGAGGGAGAAGGGAAUAACUGGCUGCAUCAGUCCCUUCUCCCUCCUGGGGAAAAGCCUGCAAGAGCCACGCGGAGCUUGUGUGCGGCUCUUGGGGGCUUUUCCUGCCUGCCUCCCCCCUGCAUUCACUUCAUAAGACGCACACACAUCUCCCCUUACUUUUUAGGAGGGAAAAUGUGUGUCUUAUGGAGCGAAAAAUACAGCAAUUUUAAUCUAUUCUAUUCUAUCCUAUCGUAUUCUUUAAUUUAAUUGAAUCUAAUUCUAUUCUAUUCUAUUUCAUUUUAAUCUAUUCUAUUCUAUUUAGUUCUAUUUUAUUCUAUUUAGUUCUUUUUUAUUCUAUUCUAAUUAAUUUUAAUCUAUUCUAUUCUAUCCUAUUCUAUUCUAUUCUAAUUUAAUUUAAUUUAAUUUAAUUCUCUUCUCUUCUCUUCUUUUCUAUCCUAUUCUAUUCUCUUUUGUUCCAUUUUAUUCUCUUUUAUUCUAGUCUAAUUUUAAUCUAUUUUAUUUUACUUUAUUCUAUUAUUCUAUUUAAUUUAAUUUAAUUUAAUUUAAUUUAAUUUAAUUCUAUUCUAUUCUAUUCUAUUCUAUUCUAUUCUAUGUUAUUCUAUUCUAUUUAAUUUUAAUCUAUUCUAUUCUAUGUUAUUCUAUUCUAUUCCUAAUCUAUUUUGUUAUGUUAUAUUUUAUUGUCUUCUCUUCUAUUGUAUUGUAUUUAAUUUUGAUCUAUUCUAUUUUAGCCUAUUUUAGCCUAUCCUAUUCUAUUCUUUUAUUCUCUUUUAUUCUACUAUAAUUUUAAGCUAUUCUAUUCUAUUAUUUAAUCUAAUCUAAUUUAAUUCUAUUCUAAUUUGUACUAUUCUCUUUUAUUCUAUUCUAUUUAAUUUUAAGCUAUUCUAUUCUAUUCUAUCCUAUUAUUUGAUUUGAUUUGAUUUAAUAUAAUUCUGUUCUAUUCUAUUCUAUCCUACUCUAUUAUAGUUUAUUCAAUUAUUCUAUUCUAUUCUAUUCUGUUCUGUUCUUUUCUAUUUUGUUCUAUUCUGCUUGAUUUUAAUCUAUUUUAUUCUAUUUAAUUUUAAUCUAUUCUGUUUUAUAUUCUAUUCUAUUCUAUUUUGUUCUAUUUUAUUCUAUUAUAAUUUUAAUCUAUUCUAUUACUUAAUUUAAAUCUAUUCUAUUCUAUUCUGUUCUGUUCUAUUUUGUUCUAUUUUAAUCGAUUCUAAUAUAUAUAUUUUAAUAUAUUCUAUUCUAUUUAAUUUUAAUCUACUCUAUUCUAUAUUUUAUUUUAAUUCUAUUCUAUUUUAUGUUAUUCUAUUCAAUUUAAUUCUAUCCUACCAACCUAUCCUAUCCUGUUCCUAUUUUGUUCUCUUUUAUUCUAUUAUAAUUUUAAUCUAUUCUAUUCUAUUCCUAUUCUAUUCUAUUCUGUUCUGUUCUCUUUUAUUAUAUUCUAUUUAAUUUUAAUCUAUUAUUCUAUUCUAUUCCAUUCCAUUCUAUGUUAUUCUCUUCUAUUUUGUUCUAUUCUAUUCUAUUCUAUUUAAUUUUAAUCUAUUCUAUUCUGUUCUGUUCUAUUUUUUAUUCUCUUUUAUUCUAUUCUAUUUAAUUUUAAUCUAUUUUAUUUUAUUCUAUUAUUCUAUUUAAUGUAAUGUAAUGUAAUUCAAUUUAAAUUCUGUUCUAUUCUAUUCUCUUUUAGUUUAUUGAAUUAUUCUAUUCUAUUCUAUUCUAUUCUAUUCUAUUCUAUUCUAUUCUAUAUUGUUGUAUUUUGUUCUCUUGUAUUCUAUUCUAUUUAAUAGCCUGGGACUAUUGGGAAAGAAGGAAUUGGCAACAGCAAUCAGAACAGAAUCUUACUUUUGAUUGAUAUGUUCAGCGCACAACCUUGUUAUUACCAACACACUCUUUCGACAGAAAAAUAAAUUUAAAACUUCAUGGAGGCACCCUUGAUCAAACCACUGGCACCUCUUGGACUAUGUUAAUGUCCGUGCUAAAGAUGGCCGUGAUGUGCUUCUUACCAGAGCUAUGACGAAUGCUGGACAGAUCACAGACUAACACGCUCCAUGAUGGCUAUCAAGAUUAUACCUCAAUGCAGGCUUCAAGGAAGGAAACCAAGGUGCAAAAUGAACACACAAGCCCUUCAAGAUCCCAUUAAGUGGGAUUGCUUCCAAACGACUCUAAAGGAGCAUCUGCCUUCAGAAUUCCCUGAUAAAGGAACACUGGACCAAGCUAAAAACAUCCAUUAUUGCAGCCUUUGAACAAACUUUUGGAUACCAAACCAAGAAACACCAGGAGUCGUUUGAUGAGAAAGACAGUAGGAUGGAACGCAUGAUUGACAAGAAAAGGAAGGCCUUUCAGAUCUGGCAAAGAGACAGAAACUGUGCCACUAAGAAAAAAACCCUAUGCCAACACUAAGGCUGAGGUUCAAAGAAGAACCAGAGAACUAAAAACACCUGGUGGAUUAAAAAAAGCUUAAGAGAUCCAGCAUUUAGCCAACACUCAUGAUAGACCGAGUUUCUUUAAAGCCACAAAGACCAUCUAUGGGCCAAUAAAUAAUGACAUAUGCCCCCUAGGCUCAGCAGACGGUACCACACUUCUAAAAGAUAAUACAGUGGUACCUCGGAUUACAGACGCUUCAGGUUACAGACUCCGCUAACCCAGAAAUAGUACCUUGGGUUAAGAACUUUGCUGCGGAGGCAGCGGGAGGUCCCAUUAGCUAAAGUGGUACCUCAUGUUGAGAACAGUUUCAGGUUAAGAACGGACCUCUGGAACGAAUUAAGUUCUGAACCCAAGGUACCAGUGUGAUAAUAAUAAUAAUAAUAAUAAUAAUAAUAAUAAUAAUAGUAAUUCAUUUAUACCCUGCCCAUCUAGCUGGGUUUCCCCAGCCACUCUGAGUGGCUUCUAACAAAAUAUUAAAAUACAGCAGUCCAUCAAGCAUUAAAAGCUUCCCUAAGCAGGUCUGCCUUCAGAUGCCUUCUAAAAGUCUGAUAGUUGUUCUCUUCGACAUCUGGUGGGAGGGCGUUCCACAGGGCAGGUGCCACUACCGAGAAGGCCCUCUGCCUGGUUCCCUGUAACUUGGCUUCUUGCAGUGAGGGAACCGCCAGAAGGCCCUCGGCGCUGGACCUCGGUGUCUGGGCAGAACAAUGGGGGUAGAGAUGCUCCUUCAGGUAUACUGGACCGAUGCCGUUUAGGGCUUUAAAGGUCAGCACCAACACUUUGAAUUGUGCUCAGAAACAUACUGGGAGCCAAUGUAGGUCUUUCAAGACCAGUGUUAUGUGGUCUCGGCGGCCACUCCCAGUCACCAGUCUAGCUGCCGCAUUCUGGAUUAGUUGUAGUUUCCGGGUCACCUUCAAAGGUAGCCCCACGUAAAGCGCAUUGCAGUAGUCCAAGUGGGAGAUAACCAGAGCAUGCACCACUCUGGUGAGACAGUCUGCGGGCAGGUAGGGUCUCAGCCUGCGUACCAGGUGGAGCUGGUAAACAGCUGCCCUGAACACAGAAUUGACCUGUGCCUCCAUGGACAGCUGCGAGUCCAAAAUGACUCCCAGACUCCUCACCUGGUCCUUCAGGGGCACAGUUAACCCAUUCAGGACCAGAGAGUCCUCCACAACUGCCCACCUCCUGUCCCCCCAAAACAGUACUUCUGUCUUGUCAGGAUUCAACCUCUAUAGAUAAAGAAGCUAUUGCACUGUGAUGGAAAGAACAUUACCAACAUCUCCUUAACAGCAGUUCCCCAUAGCUGCUGAGGUCCUCUCAUAGAUUCCACAAAAAAAAGUUAGAGAUGCGCUUGCAGUAUCUCCAAAUCUGGGAGAGUUAUGUACAGCUAUUAACCAAAGGAAAAACAACAAAGCCAGCAGACCUGAUGGUAUACCUGCCAAAGUCUUCAAAGUGGGUGGAAUUGAACUUACACAACUUCACAAGCUCAUCGAAAAAAUUUGGGAGGGAGAAGAGAUCCCAACAAACUUUAGGGAUGCCAAAAUUAUCAAGCUCUUAAAAAAAAAGUUGACAGAAUUGAUUGUGGAAACUAUCAAGGCAUCUCUCUAUUAGCUGUGGCUGGCAAAAUUCUUUCAAGGAUCUUAGCAAACCGUCUCUUACCAAUAUCCGAGGUGCCCUUCCUGAAUCCCAAAAUGGUUUUGACCUUCUUGGGGACAGUGGACGUGAUUUUCACCACUCAACAGCGGUGCAGGGGAAAACGCAGAGAGCAAAACCAACCCCUGUAUACAGCAUUUAUUGACCUAAGGCUUUCGGCACUGUAAAUCAUUAAUGCCCUGUGGACUGUCCUUCUGAAAAUUGGCUGCCCAGGUAAAUUUGUGAACACCAUUCGGCUCCUCCAUGAUCAGAUGACAGCAACAAUCGCAGAUAACAAUGGCUCUCAAAGUGAACCAUUCCCAGUGGGAUCAGGUGUUAAACAGGGUUGUGUUAUUGCCCCAACUCUAUUCAUUAUUUUCAUUGCCAUGAUCCUACACUUUGUGGAAGGGAAACUCCCCACAAUCAGCUACGAGUGAUGGCCAAAGAAGAAGAAGAAGAAGAGGAGGAAGGAGGAGGAGGAGGAGGAGGAGGAGAAGGAGAAGGAGAAGGAGAAGAAGAAUGCUUAGAGUUAGAUUAAGGUUUGUGUUUAAAGUUAGGGCUGGGGCUAGGGCUACGUUUAGGGUAAGGUUUAGGGUUAGAGCAGUGGCGGAGGAUAUGCCCUCGGUGCCCAAGGCGGGCGCGUUCCCGAGGGGCGCGGAGGGUGCCCUCCCAGGCGCGGGAUAGCCGUGCGCGCGCACCCGCCGAUCCCUCGUCCUUGCUCUCCCCUGCCUGCCUGCCUCCUGCAGCCGGGAGCGCGGGGCAACGGCGCCCUGGACUCCCGCCAGCCGCCAGAGGAAGCGGGGAGCUGCUGCGCCGCGCUCCCGGCUGGAGGAGGCAGAGAAGAGGGCGGGAAGGAGGCAGGGAGCGGGAAGGGGAGAGGAAGGAACCGGCAAAGCAGCGCAGCAGCUCCCCCCCUUCCCCCGACGGCUCGCGGGAAGCGAGGGAGUCCGAGUCGCGGGCGGGAUGUGGUGUGGCUCCAGCACCCCCUUCCUCCGCCAGUGGGUUAGAGACUCUGGAGAGUCCCGUGGACUGCAAGAAGAUCAAACCUCUCCAUUCUGAAGGAAAUCAGCCCUGAGUGCUCACUGGAAGGACAGAUCGUGAAGCUGAGACUCCCAAUACUUUGACCACCUCAUGGGAAGAGAAGACUCCCUGGAAAAGACCCUGAUGUUGGGAAAGAUGGAGGGCACAAGGAGAAGGGGACGACAGAGGACGAGAUGGCUGGACAGUGUUCUCAAAGCUACUAACGUGAGUUUGACCAAACUGCUGGAGGCAGUGGAAGACAGGAGUGCCUGGCGUGCUCUGGUCCAGGGGGUCACGAAGAGGCGGACAUGACUAAACGACUAAACAAGGUUUAUGUUUAAAGUUAGGGCUAGGACUAGGGCUAAGUUUAGGGCUAGGGUGAGGGUUAGGGUGCUGGCAUCUGGGGGGGAGACCUUGCCUCCCCUUGUUCCUAGCAGCCAGGCACCCUCCGACUUCCCCUUGCAAGGUUCUGCUGGGAUCCCAUUAUGUGGUUUAUCAGAUAUUAUUAUAAGAGAGAACAUCAGAGCAACAUAAAACAAUAACAUUGCAAGUAAAAGAGGAUAUAUCAGAGACAAGUAGAACAGCUGCUUACCAAAACGACGGAGGCACAAAACAGUGGUACCUCAGGUUACAGGCGCUUCAGGUUACAGACUCCGCUAACGCAGAAAUAGUACCUCGGGUUAAGAACUUUGCUUCAGAAUGAGAAGAGACAUCGUGCUCUGGUGGCGCGGCAGCAGCAGGAGGCCCCAUUAGCUAAAGUGGUGUCUCAGGUUAAGAACAGUUUCAGGUUAAGAAUGGACCCCCAGAACGAAUUAAGUUCUUAACCCGAGGUACCACUGUACUGUCUGUGUCUCCGUUGAGGAAAUCCUUCGGUUUUCACUGUAAAAGGGGCUCUUCUAUUGAGCACUGCCUGCGCUGACUCACCGGAAACCCAGCUUCCGUUUUGAGUUUUCGGUUUUCCAACGUCACUGUUCUUGUAAAUGGUCCGCGUGGAAUAACCCCAAGUGUCAACUGAGGGUCACUGUUGUGCUGCUUCAGAAAAAAAUUAAUAAUUCUUUGCACAUCUGCUUCUCCCUGCGCAGAAUUUGGAUGCAUUUUGAGCUGUUGGAGAGCACACGGAUGCUGCAAAAUGUUCAGGGCCUCUUUGGAAUGAGCACCUUUUAUAAUUCCUCAAAAUGUGCUCUGGCAACGUUUCUGCUUCUGUUGUCCAGCUAAGCAGCCUCUUGCUGCACAGUUUAUUCUCCAGAAUUGUGGAUCCUGCCCACCUUCCCAAUUUCUCAGCCAUCUACCCAGUUGCUCGACGACCUUUGGUGCACAAUCUGCAUAAAGCUGCCCAUUUACCCGUGGCGCAACUGUGGGCCUGGAAAGUCCCCAAAGUUCUCCUGUCACAGCUUCCUGUUCUUUCAACGUCAGUCUGUGAAAACACAGCUGUGCAAGGCAAACAUUCGUGCUGACAUCCACGUUUGAGCAUGUGAGCCAAGGCGUGUUUGCAGGAGAAAUGUUUCCCAUAAAACACUGAAAUGCCGCAAAAAGGAAUUUAUGGUAUGUAAUGCCUGUAGGAAAAAGGGACGUGGGUGACGCUGUGGGUUAAACCACAGAGCCUAGGACUUGCCAAUCAGAAGGUCGGCAGUUCGAAUCCCCACGACGGGGUGAGCGCCUGUUGCUUGGUCCCUGCUCCUGCCAACCUAGCAGUUCGGAAGCACAUCAAAGUGCAAGUAGAUAAAUAGGUACCGCUCUGGCGGGAAGGUAAACGGUGUUUCCGUGUGCUGCUCUGGUUUGCCAGAAGUGGCUUAGUCAUGCUGGCCACAUGACCCGGAAGCUGUAUGCCAGCUCCCUUGGCCGAUAAAGCGAGAUGAGCGCCGCAACCCCAGAGUCGGCCACGACUGGACCUAAUGGUCAGGGGUCCCUUUACCUUUACCUUUAAUGCCUGUGGGAAAUCUAUCUUGUUUCGCCAGAUAGAUUUGAAACUUGGUUGGGGGCUGAUCUAUAAUUUGGGCAAAUGAAUCAGGGGUCCACUAACCUCAGCCAGUCUCUGCCUGCUGUCUUUCUAACAAUCCACUAGUGUAGGAUACAGCACCUGCCUAUAUCAGCUUUGUUCUCCUGUCACAGAAGGGAGAAGGAGGAUGGGGGCAAAACUAGAAUUAUUUGGCUCUGCCUGUCACUGGCUCUGGCGCCACCUACUGUUGAACUCCCUGCCUUCCACCCUACCAGUCCCUGACAAGCACCAACCAAUCACUGAGUGCAGUCUUGCGUUGUCUUUUUUUCCUCCAGCAAGUCGAUGAGAUCAGGCUAAAGAUUGUGAAGACUCCUGGGGACAAGAACGAUAUUGUGAGUUGACGUGUGAAGUGUUGGAAUGGCAUCAUCAUCAUCUUUAAUUUGUAUACCGUCUUUCUAUCUUACAAUACUCAAGGCAGUUUACAAGCUGAAGAAACAAAAAAUGUACAUCUUAUAACAAUCUAAUGCAAUACGAAAGUGUGAUAAUAAAACGUAGCUUUAAAAUAGGCAACCUACAUCAAAAAAGUAACAUUCAACAAUCAUUAGAAAAUAUAAAAUAAGAAUAUCAACAUAUAAAAGUUAAACAGAAAUCCACUCAACAGUUACAAGAAAUAAUAUCUAAACUAUAAUCGAUAAAACAACGGCAAGCCACAGUACAUAAAAUAAUACAAUACACAUUGAGAAGCAGAGACUAGAGGAGAGAGCAAGGCAGGUGGAAGGAGGCCUUGCCUGAUGGAGUCUCUCCCCUGGGGGGCUGUCACCCGAACACGUCUCAAAGGCUGGGGGAGAGACCCAGAGAUGCCUGGGCUGCUGUGAAGGAUGGGCUCCUCCUGAAAUAUGAAGGCUGUGAACUGUAUCCAAAGUAGACCCAGAUGUAAAUAUAUGUACAAUCAUAUAUUUUUUCCAAAUUAAUUUUCAUUAACUGGUUUCUUGUGAUACAAAGUAAACAAAUAAUAAAAAAGGAAAAGUACAUAUAGCGCCUCCACAUUCGAGUCUUUUUCACAGUUCGUUUACAUUCGGUAUAGGGCACUAUUGUAAUGGACAUUGUGCAACUGGGGAAAAAGAGAGGGGAGAGAGGGAGGAAGGGGGAGAGAUGGGGAUAAGGAUAUUUUCUUCUCUUGCAUUGCGUUUGCGAGAGAUUGGAGGCCCCAGAGCUUGCUUCGUAGCAGUGUGGUUUGUCUGUAUAGGUGAGCGGGGGGUGGGGAGGACCCGAGUGUCUUCUGUGCCUUAAUUUCCCAAAGGAAGCACGACCCGGGGGGCGGUGCCUGGAGUCUGCUGGAAUUUUGCUACCAGCCGGCAGAGAUUGAGGGAGACGCACAACCUUUGUAACAAUAUUGCAAAUAUUACAGCCACGUUUAUAUGCUUUUCGAAGCAACAAUAUUCUCUCGCAGAGGUAUUCCAAUCCCAGGUUCUUUGAGUAUUGUAUCGUGCACAUUUUUACAAGCAAAUUCCCCAACAGGAUGCACUUUCGUCUAUUCCACAGAGCUCUGACGACCAAAAAUACGCAAAAUUUUUCAUUCUCUUUUUUGCACCAGCAAUAUUCCUCCCAGAGGGAGGUGCACCGUUCCUGGAGGUACUGCAAUACCAGGUCGAUGCAUGGAGUGGAUGGAGCAAGCCCCUAUACCAUCUCCCAGCUCCAAAAAUCCAUUUAAUAUAUAGUCCUCAAAUAGAGGACAUAUCAGAUAUUAAACUGAUAAGAACAGAUACUACACUUGAUCUUAGCCAAAAGGCCGAGAAGCGAUACCGAAGGGAGCAAAAAUUAAGCGGGUCUCCUUUCUCGAUGCCUUUUGAGCUGUCGGUGGGAACCUGGGCGCUGCAAACCUCUCACCGCCCCCUCAGAAUUAGCCCCGUUUCCAAUUCCACAAAUACACUCUGACAACAUUUCUGCUUCUGUUGUCCAACUCAGCACCCUCUAGAUCGACAAUUUAACCUCAAAAAUAGUGGAUUUUGUCGAUCUUGCCAAUUUCUCAGCCGUCUGCUGGUUGCUCUGAUGGCCAUCGGUACUAAAUCUGCAUAAACCCGCCCAUUUCCCCAUCAGGGCUUCCGUUAUUGUUAAGUUGCUGCGCGGCAACAGAGGUCGCAAAUGUUUCCCUUUCCUGUUCACUGGAGAGCAUCCUGCAAACACACGUGUGCAAGGCGACCAUUCGUGCUGACAUUAACAUUAGUGCUCCUUAGCAAAAGGGUGAUUGCAAGAAAAAUAUUUCCUGUAAAACCCUUAAAGGCUGCAAAAGGAAUUGCCAGCAUAUAAUGACUGCAGACAGUCCAUCUUUCUCUGGUUUUUCAUAGACCCUUUGAAACUAUUUACCUAUAAACCCAGAUCCUUUUAAGAUCACCUUGCUUCUGCCCUUUUUUCAGCUUUGAUCUGAGCACGAAAUGUACAGACAUGCCCUGCAUUCUUAUGAACACAGUUUCAUUUUUAUUGAUUUUCUUUAAAUAAAUUUGAGGCAACUCUGCCUGCACAUUAACUCAGCCUGCUUCAAGCACGUUCGUCCCAACCAGCAAAUACAUUUGAAAUGUGGUGGAAGGAUUUUGCUUGUGGGUGGUGCUAACAUAGCUUGACAGGUAUUUACUUAGCAGUACCAGAGCAAUUAAGCGGGUCUCCUUUCCUGAUCGCUUUUGAGAAAUUGAAUGCAGAUUUCCAAAAAAUAGCAAGGAGAGACAAGAAGGCCUUCUUAAACGAGCAAUGCAAAGAAAUAGAGGAAAACAAUAGAAUGGGAAAAACCAGAGAUCUGUUCAAGAAAAUUGGAGAUAUGAAAGGAACAUUUCGUACAAAGGUUACCAUAAUAAAAGACAAAAGUGGAAAGGACCUAACAGAAGCAGAAGACAUCAAGAAGAGGUGGCAAGAAUACACAGAGGAAGUAUACCAGAAAGAAAUGGAUGUCUCGUAUACCCCAGGUAGUGUGGUUGCUGACCUUGAGCCAGACAUCCUGGAGAGUGAAGUCAAAUGGGCCUUAGAAAGCACUGCUAAUAACAAGGCCAGUAGAAGUGAUGAUAUUCCAGCUGAACUAUUUAAAAUUUUAAAAGAUGAUGCUGUUAAGGUGCUACACUCAAUAUGCCAGCAAAUUUGGAAAACUCAGCAGUGGCCAGAGGAUUGGAGAAGAUCAGUCUACAUCCCAAUCCCAAAGAAAGGCAGUGCCAAAGAAAGCUCCAACUACCGCACAAUUGCACUCAUUUCACACGCUAGCAAGGUUAUGCUUAAAAUUCUACAAGGCAGGCUUAAGCAGUAUGUGGACCGAGAACUCCCAGAAGUGCAAGCUGGAUUUCGAAGGGGCAGAGAAACCAGAGACCAAAUUGCAAACAUGCGCUGGAUUAUGGAGAAAGCUAGAGAGUUCCAGAAAGACAUCUACUUCUGCUUCAUUGACUAUGCAAAAGCCUUUGACUGUGUCGACCACAGCAAACUAUGGCAAGUUCUUAAAGAAAUGGGAGUGCCUGAUCACCUCAUCUGUCUCCUGAGAAAUCUCUAUGUGGGACAAGAAGCUAGAACUGGAUAUGGAACAACUGAUUGGUUCAAAAUUGGGAAAGGAGUACGGCAAGGCUGUAUAUUGUCUCCCUGCUUCUUUAACUUAUAUGCAGAAUUCAUCAUGCAAAAGGCUGGGCUGGAUGAAUCCUAAGCCGGAAUUAAGAUCGCCGGAAGAAAUAUCAACAACCUCAGAUAUGCAGAUGAUACAACCUUGGUGGCAGAAAGUGAAGAGGAAUUAAAGAACCUUUUAAUGAGGGUGAAAGAGGAGAGCGCAAAAUAUGGUCUGAAGCUCAACAUCAAAAAAAAACGAAGAUCAUGGCCACUGGGCCCAUCACCUCCUGGCAAAUAGAAGGGGAAUAAAUGGAGGCAGUGAGAGAUUUUACUUUCUUGGGCUCCAUGAUCACUGCAGUCACGAAAUUAAAAGACGUCUGCUCCUUGGGAGAAAGGCGAUGGCAAACCUAGACAGCAUCUUAAAAAGCAGAGACAUCACCUUGCCAACAAAGGUCCGUAUAGUUAAAGCUAUGGUUUUCCCAGUAGUGAUAUAUGGAAGUGAGAGCUGGACCAUAAAGAAGGCUGAUCGCCGAAGAAUUGAUGCUUUUGAAUUAUGGUGCUGGAGGAGACUCUUGAGAGUCCCAUUGAAUGCAAGAAGAUCAAACCUAUCCAUUCUGAAGGAAAUCAGCCCUGAGUGCUCACUGGAAGGACAGAUUGUGAAGCUGAGGCUCCAAUACCUUGGCCACCUCAUGAGAAGAGAAGACUCCCUGGAAAAGACCCUGAUGAUGGGAAAGAUGGAGGGCACAAGGAGAAGGGGACAACAGAGGACGAGAUGGUUGGACAGUGUUCUCGAGCUACAAACAUGAGUCUGACCAAACUGUGGGAGGCAGUGGAAGACAGGAGUGCCUGGCGUGCUCUGGUCCAUGGGGUCAUGAAGAGUCGGACACGACUAAACGACUAAACAACAACAACCUGAGCAAUCGUAAGAGCAUUUCCUUCCUGGGACAAGUUUUCCAUGUGAUCUACAUAGCAAUGUUUGUUCAUAAGGAUUUCCCUUGCUUGGUAGCUUUCUGUUCUCUGGAAGCAUAAUAUCUGUGCAUAUAUUUCCCCCUGGAAAUAAGGGUUACCCAUGUUAAUGGUGUUUUUAUAGACUUGCUAUAAUUUCUAUUGCACCAAAAGUCUGGCGUGUAUUACUGCCCCUGCUCUCCUUUCCUCUCUGCUUCAAGAUUUCACACCUGUUUUCUGUGAUGACUUUGUUGCAUGCUUGAUUUUGCAUCUUAAUGAUUAAAAAUAAUAGACUUCCGGGACGCCGCGGCCACGGGAAGGAGCGCGAGGCAACUCGUCUGAGGAGCCUCGAACAGCGUGGGGGUCUUAGAGGGGUCACGAAGGCUCCGUGAACCCCUAAACCACAGGUGGAAUAUCCUGUUGGCCAAAAUACCCAGCAAGGCUGCGUGUGCUCGCCUGUGUUGCCGGCGUUUAACAAGGCUGGAGCCGCAGCGAGAAGGGGAAACAUCAGACUCCAUGCUGUGAAGCCUCAGGCUCCGAGUGAAAGCGGCGGACCUCCGACAACAGAGGAAAAGCUGGGAAAUAGUUCUAAAGCUUUGAUGAAAGCAGAGGAGGGAGAACACUGGAAAACAAUCAAAGUAAAAGCAAAAGGAAUGUUGAAUGAAGUUGAAUGAAGUUGAAUGAAGUUGAAUGAAGUUGAAUGAAGUAAUUAAAGACAAAUGAAGGUGGAAUUCACUACUGGCGGUAAGAAUGAUAAAGGAGUAAAGCGAAAAGCUGGCAGACGUGUAUGAAAGAGCAAGAAAGUAACCGCUAGCGAGGGAAGGAAUAUCCUCGAUAAUAAAGUACAUUUUACAAAGUACAAAGUACAAAGAGUUUGAAGCAAGGUAAUACUGAGUUUUCUUCUUUUCGAUAGAGAGACUCUUUACCGGGUUUGAGAGGAGGAAAGGAGGUUUCUGGGGCAUUUGGUUGAUGCUUUAACUGACAGGUUUUUGAGGACGUUAUUGUUAACAUCAACUUUUUUGUUUGAAGUGGGUGGAAGAAAGCAUGGGUCUUCCCCAGACCUUAAUGUUGGUUUUAUGUUAGUGACUUCCCUAUGGGUAUAAAAAAGGGAGGAGGAAGCCAUUCCGAGACCUAACUUGGCUUUGCUAUCCGCCAUUCCAUCUUGUCCUUGAUCUACUACGCCUCUGCAUGUAUUUGAGAUUUAAAGGGACAUGCGCCAAAAGCCAAAUAGGAGAAUUUAAACCAGCAUAAAGAACACUUCCUGAAGAACUUCCAAGUCUCCAGUAAAGAAAAACUUUUGGUGACGCCAGACCUCUAUAAUACCACCCUCUAAGAGGACAAAGACUGUAAAAGGUAAAGAUUGUAAAACUUUGUGUAUAGCCUGAUGUGUGAUGCCUAAUAUCUGCUAUUAUACCCCAACACCAGACCCGGUAACUUAUUAACCCAUCAGAGAUUAUCGGUGAUCCUGUGCCUCAUCCCUUUUUGAAUAACAUUAGUGUGGUGGACCCCAAGACCUUUCAAGCCUACAAAAUGACAAACGGUGCAAAAAAAGGCGUGGCAACACCAGCGGAAAGGAGGUCGUCGAGGCAAGAGGAUGCUAAGGAAAGUAAAGAAAUUAAAGACUAUAGCAGUCUGAUGGCCGAAAUAAGGAAAGAAUUCAAAAAUAAUGAACAAUAUAUUGAGAGAAAAUUACUUGAGGUACAGGACACUUUGGAUAAGAAAUUGGAGGGAGUGGUGGGGAAUUGACAGGAAAGGUUAAAGAUUUAUCAGUAAGAACUAAGGUUUUGGAAGAUUCAAUGAAAAAGGUGCAAAAAGAUACGAAAAUUAGUAAGAAGGAGGUGGAUAGAAUUAGAGUAGAAGUUAAAGAGAUAGAAAGAGUGCAGGAGGAGUUGUUGGACAAUAUGGCUAUGACGCAAAUGAGGCAAAAUCAAACCAACCUAAAACUGAGGGGUGUACCAGAGACCCCAAAUGAGAAUAUUAGAUCUAAAAUGAUAAAAGAGCUGGCAACUUGGUUAAAUAAGAGCGAGGAGGAGGUAAACUGCCAUUUAGUAAAUAUUUUUCGAAUAAGACCAAAAUCAGACAGAGCCAGAAAGAAAAAGCUGCCAGGUGAUGUAAUUGUCAUGUUCAACACUUUGGAAAUAAGAAAUGAAAUACUGCAACAGAACCACAUAAAAGGUUAUAUAUUGGAGGAAGCCCAAUUAUUAUCUUUAGAGAAAUUCCUUCGAGAUUUCUUCGAAGGAGAGAGCCAUACAAAAAAUUAACAAACCAAUUGAAGAAGAAUGGGAUAUUGUAUAGAUGGGAGUUUCCCGAAGGCAUUUCAUUCUACUUUAAGGAAAAAAGGUUUAAAUUAAGCACCAGUAUUGAACUCCAAAAAUUUGCGAGGAGAUAUGAGAAGGACCUGGGAAAAGUUGAAGGGGAGGUGGAAAGGGAGGAACGACAGAGAGACGAGGAGGGUGAAGGGAGUGAAGAAGAAAAAGAGGAGAGCUUAACAGGAGAAGGAGAAGAACAAGAGGAGGAAAGCAAGGAACAGUAGUCUCUAUUUAAUCUAGUUAAAUUAGCUAGAAUAGUUUAAUAGAUGGCUUUAAAAACAAUAAGCUGGAAUGUCAAUGGUUUGAACAAUAAAAAUAAGAGGAAUCAGAUUGCACAUGUAUUGUUGAAAAAGAAUUGGGAUUUAAUUUGUCUUCAAGAAACGCAUGUUAUAGGAAAACACAAGAGAGUAUUAAGUAAUAAGAGAUUGGGAUUGGACUUUGUGACCUCCGACAAGGUUAAGAAAAGAGGGGUAGUAAUUUAUAUAAAGGAAAAAUAUGACCCGCAACUACUGUAUAAAGAUGAACAUGGGAGAGUAGUGGUGGUACAGAUGGUGUUUCAUGAGAAAAAAUCAGCUUUCUUUUUGGAAUUAGAUAAUAUACUAAUGGAAUGGAUGGACCAGAAAAUGAUAUUGAUGGGAGAUCUUAAUGGGGUGGUGACGCCGAAUAUGGAUAGAUUAACAAAAAGACAAGAUGGGAAAGAAGGUAAACUACCACGAUCUUUCUUCGACAUGGUAAAUAAUUUGGGAUUGACGGAUGUUUGGAGGUUUAAAAACCCUACUGCAAAACAAUUCACUUUUCAAAUCCGAAUCAGAGCUGGGGGAGGAUAGACAGUAUUUGGGUCUCGAGGGAAUUGGUACAGAAUUUAAUUAAGUCUGAAAUUUGGCCUAGAACUUUAUCUGAUCAUAGUGCGGUUUCCAUGGAGUUAAAAGGUAGAGAGGUUAAAACAGCCAGAUGGAGAAUGAAUGAAUAUUUAUUCAAUGAUCAAAGGAUAGUAAAUAAGGCUAUAGAAACAAUUGAAGAAUACUUUAGGUGGAAUUUAAAUGGAGAAACUUCCAUAGAGAUGGUGUGGGACGCAGGAAAAGCGGUCAUGAGGGGUUUUUGAUUCAGAAAAAUACCCAAUUAAGAAAAGAAAAAGAAAAAAAGAAAGAGCAGAUUUUAACACAGAUUAUGGAAAAUGAAAGAAAAUUAACUGUUAACCCUAGUGAAGAGAGUUUAAAACAGAACUUAAAAAUACUACAAGCUAAAUUUGCUACAAUAAUUAACCAAGAGAUAGAGUGGAAAAUUAAAAGGAUGAAUCAAAAGAACUUUGAGUCCGCAAAUAAGAUAGGGAAAUAUCUAGCGUGGCAGUUGAGAGAAAGGAAGAAGUUGAAUACGAUCAGUAAAAUAAAAGAAGGAGAUAUGAUUAUGGAAGAACCAAAAGAAAUAAAAAGAAUAUUCCAAAGAUAUUAUAAGGAUUUGUACAAAAGAGGAGAGGAAACAGAACAAGAAAUAGAUCAAUUUCUGCAAAAACACCAUCUGGAACAAAUUGUAGAAGAUGAAAGAGCAGCACUAGAUGAGAUAAUAACACAGGAAGAGAUAAAAAGGCUAUUAAAAAGAUGAAAGCUGAGAAGGCGCCGGGACCGGACGGCCUUCCGGCCAAAUAUUAUAAAACAUUAAUUAACCAAAUAUCACCAGUGCUGGGAGAGGUUAUGAACAAUAUAUUGAGAGAAGGAAAGAUACCUAAUACCUGGAAGGAAGCCUAUGUUAUAUUGAUCCCUAAAAAAGAGGUGGACACUAUGGAAGUAAAGAACUAUAGGCCAAUCUCAUUAUUAAAUAAUGAUUAUAAGCUAUUUGCAGACAUAAUGGCGGAAAGAUUAAAGAAGGUCUUGAUUAAUAAAAUUCAUGGUGAUCAAACAGGAUUUCUCCCAGGGAGACAAUUACGGGAUAAUGUAAGGAAUUUGAUUGACAUUAUUGAAUACCUGGACAUGAAAAUAGACAGAAAAGCCGCACUGGUUUUCAUAGACGCCGAAAAGGCAUUUGAUAAUGUUUCCUGGAACUUCCUAAAGAAGGCUUUGGAAAGGAUGGGAAUUGGCGAAAAAUUUAGAAGAGGCAUAGAAGCAAUAUACAAAGAACAGAAAGCAAAGCUGGUGAUAAAUAACAAUACAACAGAAUAUUUUAACAUUUAUAAAGGGACCAGACAAGGUUGCCCCCUGUCCCCCUUAUUAUUUAUUGUAAUUUUGGAAGUACUUAAUAAGAGACUGAGGGAGGCAACAGAAGUGAAAGGAAUUAGAGUAGGAAAGAAGGAAUUCAAAAUUAAAGCCUUUGCCGACGAUAUUGUUUUGACUUUGGAAGAUCCACAAGAUAGUGUAAAAGAAGCAUUACAAAAAAUUGAGGAAUUUGGAGAGGUGGCAGGUUUUAAGGUAAACAAGAAUAAAACUAAAAUGCUGGUUAAAAAUUUAACUAAGGAAGAAACGAAAGAUCUAGAACAAAAAGUGGAAAUCAUGGUGGUGAAAAAAGUGAAAUAUUUGGGAGUGUGGAUUACGGCAAAAACAUAAACCUAUAUAAAGAUAAUUAUGAAGUUACAUGGAAAAAAAUAAAGAAAGAUCUGGAAAUAUGGGGGAGGAUGAAAUUUUCCUUUUUAGGGAAGAUAGCAGUGGUUAAAAUGAAUGUUUUGCCGAGGAUGUUGUUUUUAUUUCAAACUCUUCCAGUUAUUAAAGGUCUAAAACAAUGUAAAGAAUGGCAGAGAACCCUGAUGAAAUUCAUCUGGCAGGGGAAAAGACCAAGGAUUAAAAUGAAAAUACUAAUUGAUAAAAAGGAAAGAGGAGGUUUUGCCCUCCCAGAUUUGAGCCUAUAUUAUGAAGCAGCGUGCCUACUUUGGUUAAAAGAUUGGAUAAAAUUGGAGAACAGAGACCUACUGGAUUUAGAAGGCUUCAAUAACCGGUAUGGGUGGCACGCAUAUCUCUGGUACGAGAAGGUGAAAGUCCACAGGGCUUUCUUAAACCAUAUUUUCAGGGGACCAAUAUAUCAGGUCUGGGAAAGAAAUAAGAACCUUCUCGAAAGAAAAACACCAUGGUGGAUUUCACCAGUAGAGGUCUUAACAAUAAAAAAACCAACAUGGAAGGGAAGACAGCCACCUACGAAGAUUUGCUAAGAAAAUCAGAACAAGGGCUUAAACUUAAACCGUAUGAGGAAAUAAAGGAUCAAUUCACCGGCUGGCUACAAUAUCAUCAGGUGAAUGAUAUGUUAAAACAAGAUAAAAGAAAAAUGGGCUUUGAGGACAAGAAAUCAAAAUUCAAUAUAGAAAUAAUAGAAGGCAAAAACAAAACAUUGUCUAAAUUAUAUGACAUAUUACUGGAAUGGCAUACAAAAGACGAGGAAGUCAAAGAGGCAAUGAUUAAAUGGGCAAUUGACUUCGGUUAUAACAUCGAGUUUGAAAAGUGGUUGAAAUUGUGGAAUAGAGACAUUAAAUUUACGGCCUGUACGAGUUUGAGAGAAAAUGUUUGGAAAAUGCUCUAUAGAUGGUAUCUUACGCCGGCAAAAUUGGCUAAAAUCUAUAGAUCAGAAAAUAAGACAUGCUGGAAAUGUGGUGAAGGGGAGGAGACCUCUACCAUAUGUGGUGGCAAUGCAGCAAGGUGAAGGUUUUUGGGAAGCAAUUUAUAAUGAACUUAAAAAGUUUUUAAAUACACUUUUCCCAAGAGACCUGAGGCCUUUUUGCUGGGAAUAAUGGGUAAGGAAAUAAAAAUGAAGAUAAAAAAAUAUUUCUCUAUGCCACCACAGCCGCAAGAAUUAUGCUGGCACAAAACUGGAAAAUAGAAACUAUUCCUAACAUAAGUGACUGGCAGGUCAAAAUGAUCAACUAUGCCGAGCUAGAUAGAUUAACAGGCAGAAUACGAGACCAAGACGACCAGAAAUUUCAAAAAAUUGGAGUAAGUUUUGGAAAUAUAUUGGAACGGAUAUAUAGGAGGAGCUGGCGGUAUUAGAAAAACUUUAUCAGCUAAUAACUAUAAACGUUAAUAAACUAAUUACGCAACCCGGGACUUAUUUGAUACUUACCAAAAGGGUGAAGGGAAGUCAAAGGCUAAGGAGAGCCUAAUGGUUAUAUUAUUAUUUUUUGUAUGAACGUAUGCUUUCUUUUUGUAUAGUAUGAAAAUAGGAUGAAUAAUUUAUGUUAAAAUGCUUAUUUUUGUAUUUGUUAGUUCUUUUUUCUUUUCUUUAUACAAAUUCUGAAUAAAAAUUUACUUGCAAAAAAAAUAAUAAUAACGGGCUAUGGUUUAUUCAGGAUCAUCCGGCGGGAUCCUAAAUCGCAUCCGUUCUUGUAAAUGUUAUGCUUGGAAUAACCCCAAGUGGCCACCGGGGGGCACUGUUGCGCUGCUUCAGAAAACAAUCCUUGCAGAUCUAUUUCCUCCUUUCUCUUUGCAGGAACUCAGCGUCCUUCCCUUUGGCCUUGCUGGUGUCCAGGAAAGCUGGAAAUUCGCCAGAUGAUUUGAUUGCAACCUCUGUAGCUCCCCGCCACCCUUCUUCUUCUCUGCUGGGCAUCACUGGCUGGUGGCUAUACCAGCUGCAGUUGAUAGGAAACACUGCUGUCAAAAAAAUGCUGUACAGUAUUAGUACUGUAGUUCUUGUAUUUACAUGAAAACCAAUAAAAUUAUUGGGGGGGAGGGCAGGAUGCUGUUUAGAAGAGGUGGUACUGGUCCUAAUUUCUGUGGCUUCGUGUGCCAAUUCCUCUGCCUCCCUCAAAAAAACAAAACUUAAAAUGAUCUGUUCUGUAGAAUGAUGUAUAACUUGUUUUAGAAAAUUGUGUCUGUGUGUUUUAAUGGUGAAACAAACUCUUUUAAAAAAAACAACAGCUGUUUUUCAUGUUUUCAUUCAGCCCUUAAGCUUUCAGCAGUAGAUUAAUCAACUAAAGUUUCAAGUUGAUUAAUCUAAGGCAGGUAUUUCCCCUCCCCACCCAUAAGUGGCGCUGAGGCUUAAUUUAUUUAUGACAUUUUAAAAUUCUCACUCUUCUUGCAAGGAACUCAUGGCAGUGUUAAAGAUCCUCCCCUUAAUUUUAUCCUCCUGCCAACCUUGUGAGGUAGGCUGUGUAACCUUCCAACCACUAAAUAAUAUAAUUUUUAAGAUUUCAGUUAUAACAAUGAUUUAUAAUUAAACAACUCUUUAUAAAACCAGGCAUUGAGCAAGUGGAUAGGGAAACGCAUUUCUCCUUCUUUCAUAACACCAGAACACGGGGAUAUCCAGUGAAGCUGAGCGACAAAUAGAAGUCCUAAUUCACGCAGCACAGAGCAGAACUAUGGAACUCACUGCCUCAGGACACAGGGACGGUCAUCAACUCGGAUGGCUUUAAAAGAGCAUUAGACAAGUUCAUGGAGGAGAGGGCUACUGAUGGCUCCUGUUCCCGAGGGCGAUGCUCUGCCAUCCAAGGUCUGAGGCAGCAAUACUUCUGAACCCCCCUUUCUGAAAAACACAGGAGGGAAGAGUUCCUCUUGCACUCAGGUCUUGCUUGUCAUGUACGAUUGCCAUAUGUCUGGCUUGGGCGGCUUAAGGUGGUUCUGGGGAUUGUGCAAAAAAUCCAUAAGUAUUUCACCAGUUUCCUUAAAAAAAAAAUAGCUCAGCAAUUUGGGGGUCUUCCUGGUUUUUACUUUUUUGGAAUAUGGCAACCAUGUCAGGAGUUCGGCCUACACUCGAGUAGGACCCUGGCCGAGACACAUGCCCAACUGGCAUGUUCCCUCCCUCUUGGUCAAUCGUUUGGGAGCUUCAUAAGCUUUCUUCAGCCCGAACAUCACAGCGACCGAUGCCAACCAACACCGGCACACUUAGGGAUCCGCAGUCUGCGCUGUUCGCGUGACAGAACUCAGCAUUUUGGAUAAUGUACUUUAUUUACAUAUAAACACACAUGGUGAAAUAUACUCAGAGUCGAGAGUGGAUUUCAUGCUCUUUAUUCAGCUCAUAGUGGGAGGAGGAAUGGAAGUCCCCCCAGAAGGUCUGCUUUAUAUACAUUAUUUACACAAUGGGCUGCACGUGAUUGGCUAAUUCCGGAAUUCUCCUGUAGGCCAAUCAGGUUGUGGAUUCUCUUCUAUCUGGAGCUGGAUUGGGUGGCUCCUGCAGACCAAUCAUACUGCUGCAUUGUUCUAGGACCAAUCAGACUGCUGCAUUCUGAAUCCUCUUGUUCUAGGACCAAUCAGACUGCUGCAUUCUGAAUCCUCUUGUUCUAGGACCAAUCAGACUGCUGCAUUUUGGAUCCUAUUCAACUCAGUACAUAACACACGGAGCACUGCAACAUGGCUCCCUCUCUCUCUAGCAUCAGACAGCAAAGAGAAAAGGAACAAAGGACAAUAGUCCCACUUUACGGAACACAGUAACACAAACAUCUUGUCUCCGUCAAACAUCUUUGACUCUGUGGAGUCAAAACAUACACCGUCAUGUGAAAGACAACAAUCCCAUGACUGCAGUCACAGGGCAGGAAUUCUAACAAACCCUGCUUGUGGGUUUUGGCUGCAGGAUGAACAGGAUGCUGGACUAGAUGGGCCAUGGGCCUGAUCCUGCAGGGCUCUCCUAACGGAUGGGUUGAGUCUAGCAAGCAGGAUGUUGCAGGCGCCUCUCCUGGCUUCCCAGCUCAGGAGAUGCAAGGCUGGCAGCUUCACCGUCCAAGUCAUUAGCAAGCGAAGCCUGUUUGCUUGACGUGUCUUCCCAUAAAACGCAGGCAGCCGGUGCUGGAGGGGGGAGAGGGACCCACACACACACAAAAAAACACAGACUGCGUCUGGCCCGCUUUAAUUAUCCUUGUAAAUUAAUCCGUCGCUCUCGUUCAGUGCAUGCAAAUGCAAUUUAAUUAUUGGCAGCAGAAGCUCACUGAGGCAGAGGGAAUGCACACAGCUCCCGGCUCACCCUCGCUCCCUGCGAAAGAGAGGCCACGGGUUGCCGGCUCAUCUCCCCAGAGAGCAAGGCUUCCAAGAAAUAUGGCGCAAACUGAUUAGGGAAAUCGGCAACAGGCGUCCCUGGGGAACGUGGGGAAGGAAAAGGAGAAGCUGAUUUAUACAGCACAGAUCCGACUCUCAGUGCCGCUGCAGGCAGUGAUUAAUUAAAUGCAAUAAUGAAAUUAAGAGGCGAUGUAGCGGCCGCAGGUUUUCGGAGCAUCGGCUGGGCUAGGUGACCUCCAGGAAAGCCUGGUUAGGUCCAAAGGAAGCUGCCUUAUAGUGUGUCAGAAGCCAUUGCUCCAUCUAAACUAGUACUGUCUGCACGGACUGGCAGCAGCUCGUCAGGCCUGGCCCAGCCCUACCUGGCGGUGACGCUGGAGAUUUGAACCCGAGACCCUCCCCAUGAAGUGCAGCUGCUCUGUCACUGAGUUAUGGCCCUUCUUCUAACAUUAAAGUGAGUUUCCAGUUCUGAUUUUGAGUAGUGAUCGGAUUUAAACAGGAACAUAAGAUGCUGCUUUAUAGUGAAUCGGAGACUAUUGGCCCACCUAGUACUGGCUACACUGACUGGCAGCAGCACUCCAGGGCUUCAGGUAUUAGUAUUUCCCUGUCCUACCUGGCUGUGGUUAUUCAGUAGUGUUACGGAAAUUACCGGGGGGGGGCACAUCUUUAAAGUUAAAUAUUACAAAUAUUAUGCCGGAAUGUAUCCUUUCAACUUGACAGCUCAGGGAAGUUACCUAGCUUUAAAAAUAAUAUAAAAUCAUCUCCUUUGCCAGUUUCCUCCAUUCCAAAGCUAUUUUCCCCUUGAAAAAGGACUCCAGGAAGUUCCCAAAGGUGACAAUUUCUGGGCUCAUUGUUAGCCAAGGGGAGCCAAAUCUCAUCACCUGACUUGCCUGAGGCUCCAGACAUGCAAAGGAAGUUCUAUUGUACUUUUGGGUGGUGGGUACUUAAGACAUAUUUGUCUAUGCUAAUCUUGUACCAAGGACUUGUCUGAACAUAUUUGCCAAGGUUAAACUAGUAUAACCCCUGUCUACCCCUCCCCUUUUGUGACAUGUCAGUGAUGUAGCAAUGAUGCUGUACGAACUGUCUUCUGGGAUAUGGUGGGAAAGUUUUAAAAGUCUUUGUCACCCCAUCCUUGGGGUUCAAAUUUGCUCUUUGAACCUAUUGCGCAAUAAACUUUGGUCUACAGCUAUUUGCUCCGGUUGGUGGCUGGACUCCUUCCUUUAUUCUGCAGGGACCCGCGGGCUCUGCCUGACGAGCCGGGUGACUGAGCAGCCUCACACCUAGAUUUUUUCCUUGACAAGUAGCAAGAACUGACUACUCUGCCCAUGCUCAGGAGACGCAUUUCUUGGCCGUUUCUGCGUAUCCCCUACAACAAACACAACUCACCCAGUACUGUGGCAGCCCUGGCUGGUAGAGAGGGCUGCUGCUUAGAAAUCGUGACUGCUUAGAAAUCAUGAUAAGAAUCUGACCCAUUGCUUCUUUCAGAUUUGCAUAGUCUACAAAGACUUUCAGAGACUCGUAAGACUUUCAUUUGGUUCUAUGUUUUCAAGAGAAUCCAUCAAGAGUGUAUAUUUUGUGACUUUCAGAGAUUUAUAAGAUUUCGGUUUAUUUGGUUUUGCAGAGAGUGCAUUUCAUAUAUUUCAUACUGUUCAAUGUUCUGUAUAGAUUAUAUAAAGAGUUUAUAUUGACAUCGUAUUGUUGUACUUGAUCAUCGUGUUGCUUUGGAUAUUACUGAUAGAAAUCAUGACUGGCAGCGUUUGCAGGAUUAAGUCAGGACCGGAGUUACAAAUGCACCGAAAUUCUACAGACAUGCAGGAAAAGAAAUACAGAAUGUGGCAUUCUUCUUUUUCUUCUUAAUACCAACCCAUCUUUCUUCUAACGAGCGCUCCAGGGGAAUUUUAUCCCCGCAACAACCCUGUAGGGAAAGUCAGCCUGAGCAGGGAUUUCAACCUUGGUCUCCUCGCAUUCCUUCUCCAAUACACAUUAUGCCGCCAGGUGCGAUAUCCAGUCUCCUGAAAAUAUCCAUCUUUUCCCUUAAAAAAUAAUAAUAAUGAAGAAAACAAGUUUCUAGUCCUUAACACAUACGGGUAGCCAAACUAAGGCCCAGGGGCUGGAUCCGGCCCAAUCGCCUUCUCAAUCUGGCCCGCGGACGGAAUCAGCGUGUUUUUACAUGAGUAGACUGUGUCCUUUUAUUUAAGAUGCAUCUCUGCGUUAUAUGUGGGGCAUAGGAAUUCAUUCAUUCCCCCCCAAAAAAUAUAGUCCGGCCCCCCACAAGUUCUGAGGGACGGUGGACCGGCCCCUUGCUGAAAAAGUUUGCUUAACACAAGUUUCUAGUUCCUAAUGUGGAUCCCAGCAGCGCAGGAAAGGCGGGGGGGGGGGGAGAGGGGGAAGUUGACUAGGGAGGCGUGGCUUAGAACUCUGGUUUGAAUGACAAAAACGGAGGAAAGGGAGGAGGGAGGAGAUUGGGCGUGGCUUAUGAGCCUGGGUUCCCAUUGGCUGGCGUGCUUUUUUUCUCCUUCCAGCCACGCCCACACCCCCCGUUGCUAGGAUACUUCCCAAACAAAGACGCAGAGCAGCCAGCAUGGCAACGCACUACAGUUCUGGCCAGGUGAGGGGGGGGGGAGAAGAGAGGCUGCCCCGAAUUGAAACCACCCCUUAUAUUUCCCAAAUAAGACGCUUGAAUUAGAGGGGGAGGGGAGGAUGGGAUUGCUCAGGGCAAGGAGAAAUUGUUUAGGGACGCUUUUAAUAUUUGAUGAAUUAUUUUAUUUUAAUAUUUUGUUGGAAGCCGCCCAGAGUGGCUGGGGAAAUACAGCCAGAUGGGCAGGGUAUAAAUAAAUUAUUAUUAUUAUUAUUAUUAUUAUAGCUGUCAACUUUUCCCUUUUCUUGCGAGGAAUCCUAUUCGGAAUAAGGGAAUUUCCCUUUAAAAAAGGGAAACGUUGACAGCUAUGAUUAUUAUUCCCUUUCCUCCCUACUGUGAGGAGUUCCAUUCCCCCUCCUUAGUUCAGAAGCAGCCCUUCUUUGCCAUUUGCUCCAAAGCGUCUAUGAAGAGGCAAACUUCUCCCCACUUUCAACGUUUCUCCCAAACGACCAUCUGCAAUAAAGCCCUCAUUGAGGAAUUCUUUGCCCCCUCCCUUGGAGUGAGACCCCCCCUCCUCAUUUUGGAGAGGACUCCGCAGCUCGCCCGCCCCUUGCCCCGUUUAAACUCUCCUCCAGGGUCUGUUAGCCACAAGCUUUCCACUUCCUCACAUCUGGGAACCUACCUACCUACCCUCCCUCCCUCCCCCAGGGAGAAAAAUCCUCUCACCACCUUCUCACAGUGGCCAACCAAAUGCCCCAUUGGAAGCCUGCAAGCAAGACGUGGUUGCAAUGAGCCAACCCCUCCCCUCGUUUUCCAGCUGCUCCUUCCCUUCUCUCACUCUCUCUCUCUCCCCCCCCCCCCCCCACGCUGCUUUUGGCAUAAUAUAUUCUGCUUCCUGGGGAGGGUUAAUGAGCUCUACAGCAGCCCACCCCCUUUCCCCCAGUGACAUUUCUGCCCCAUUUUGCUCAUAUAUUUCAUUUCAUGACCAUGAGGACUAGGAACUUACUGGAUCUCUUUAAAAGUGAAAGACAAGGUUCCCUUCCACAUACACACACUUCUUUUUUACCGCUCGUAUUCUGGGACCAGCACUAAACCUGCUUCAUCUCAGCUCUGCUGCCUUGAGGUUUUGUUGCCCCAUCUCAAAUCCCCCCCCCCCCCUUGUUUUGCAGUAUGAAGAUGCGUACAAUCCUAAGAAUUUGCAGAACUGGAACCUUCCCAGAGUUGCUAAGGAGGUGAGUUUCCUCUGGAAGCAAGUGUGGAAUGAGCGGACUUUGGAGAUAGGUUGAGGUCUGGUGCUCUCCUAACAACAGAAUAAGCCUCACCCUUUUACCAGUGCUGGGGAAACUCUUAUGUUUGCUUUGAUCGGUUUAUUGCAUAUUUUGAUUAUGGAGGUUGACCUUUUAAUGUUUUCAGAGGAUCACUUUACUGUAUCUUUGUUAUGGAUGCUUAUAUAUUUUAAGGUUUGUGUUGUGGUUUUUAUAACAUGUUAACCUCUAAGAAGCCGAUUUUGGCAUUAAGUGCGAUAAAAAUUAAUAAAUGAUUAUAGUAAAAUCCAAUUAAGGGCACAUUUCUUGUCACCAUCAUCUUCUGCUGCAUAUUUAUAUAAAUCGUGGGUUGUAUCCAACAUUGGUGAUACUAAUUGGUGUGGUGCAGUGGUUAGAGCGUCGGGCUAGGACCUGGAAGAGACCAGGGUUCAAAUCCCCUCUCAGCCAUGAAACUCACUGGGUGACCUUAGGUCAAUCCCUGCCCCUCAGCCUAACCUACCUCACAAGGUUGUUGUGGGGAUUAGGAGAGGAGGAGGAGAGCCUUGUAUGCCACCUUGAGUUCAUUGAAGGAAAAAAAUGGGGAUAUAUAUAAAUGCAAUCCAUGCUCAGAAUAAAAUUAAUGUACAUGAAUAACAUGGGACCAUUACAUUCAGUUAAAUUAUCUGAGCAGAACUUUUUUUCUUAAUGCUGCUAAAUCAUACAGAAAAUAUCAAAGCGGUUCCACAACAUCUGUACAUUAAAUCAUACAAUAAAAGCCAUAAAAUAAAAAUUAAAAUCAGUUAACUAUUGUGAAAAGCUGUAUUCUUAAUUGCCUGCAUAAGCCUGACAGAAUGGAAAUACAGUGGUGCCUCGCAAGACGAAAUUAAUUCGUUCCACGAGUUUUGUCGUCUUGCGAUUUUUUUCGUCUUGCGAAGCACGGUGUCGGGAAAGUUUUGGAAAAGCUUCAAAAAUCACCAAAGUCUUUAAAAACCUCAAAAAGGCUACCACACCGCGUUCUAUGAGUUGCUCCUCGAAGUCAAGUCGCAACUGUAUUAACGGUGUUAAGAAAAAGGAAACAAACUUGCAAGAUGUUUCCGUCUUGCGAAGCAAGCCCAUAAGGAAAAUCGUCUUGCGAAGCAGCUCAAAAAACAAAAAACCCUUUCGUCUAGCGAGUUUUUUGUCUUGCGAGGCAUUCGUCUUGCGAGGUACCACUGUAUUUUCAGCAGGUGCCUCCUGAAUAUCUAGUGGGGGAGAGUUCCACAAGACAGGCUGAUGACAUUAAAAGCUCGGUUCCUUGUUGUUGUCAAAGGAGCCUUGCCACCUCAGGGAAACUUGGUUGGAUACAACCCUUAGUAAAUAGAAUGCUGCUCCAUUUGGCCUUCCUCCUGCCUUCAUUCUCCUCCCAUCUUCUCUGCAGCACCCCUCUGCCCGGGAAGGUUACACACAGUUUAUAGCCAAUGACCGAGGACACCUGCUUCCGGCAGUCCCACGCUCCAAGGUGAGGCUCUGCUCCAGGGACGGGGAAAUCUCAGGCCUGGGGGGCUGAAUGCGGCCCUUCAGGACUUUUGUGUGGCCCUCAGGACUCUCUCUAGGCCACGCUCCUUACGGACUGCCUGCCACACUCCUUAAACCCUGAUAAUUCCUCUGAUUUGCCUGGAUGGAUGCCCUCCUAGUCAACCCCAGUUGGCGUGCCAAUGGGCAGGGAUGCUGGGCACUGGAGCUCUGCCACAUAGGUAAAGGUAAAGGGACCCCUGACCAUUAGGUCCAGUUGUGGCUGACUCUGGGGUUGCGGCGCUCAUCUCGCUUUGUUGGCCAAGGGAGCCGGCGUACAGCUUCUGGUUCAGGUGGCCAGCAUGACUAAGCUGCUUCUGGCGAACCAGAGCAGCACACAGAAACACCGUUUACCUUCCCGCUAGAGCGGUACCUAUUUAUCUACUUGCACUUUGACGUGCUUUUGAACUGCUAGGUUGGCAGGAGCAGGGACCGAGCAAUGGGAGCUCACCCCGUCGCGGGGAUUCGAACCGCUGACCUUCUGAUCGGCAAGUCCUAGGCUCUGUGGUUUAACCCACAGUGCCACCCGCAUCCCACCCUGCCACAUAGAGCAUGGUUAAACAGUGGGAUUUGUUCCCGCGAGAGGUAGUGAUAGCCACCCACUUAGAUGGAUUUAAAAGGGGGAUUGGGCGAAUUCCUGGAGGAUAAGGCUAUCAACAGCUACAAGUCGUCAUGGCGAUCUUCACUCGCCAGUGUUCACCCUCUGAAUACCAGUUUCUGGGUCUCACAAGUGGGCAGAGUUGCUGUGGCUCUCAAGUCCCGCUUGUUGGCUGCGCUUUGGAGCAGCUGGCUGUCCGCUGAGAGAAAAGGAUGCUCAACUCCAUCAAUAGCUAGUAGCUACAAUGGCUAUGUUCUCCCUCUACUGUGGGAGGCAGCAGUGAGCCACUGAGUUUCUGGGAAUCACAAACGUCGGAGAUUUGCUGUUGCGCUUUUAUUUUUUAAAUAUAAUUUUAUUAGUUUUUUGCACAAAAUGUGACGUUACAGUGGUACCUCAGGUUACAUACGCUUCAGGUUACAGACUCUGCUAACCCAGAAAUAGUGCUUCAGGUUAAGAACUUUGCUUCAGGAUGAGAACAGAAACUGUGCUCCGGCAGCACAGCAGCAGCAGCAGGAGGCCCCAUUAGCUAAAAUGGUGCUUCAGGUUAAGAACAGUUUCAGGUUAAGAACGGACCUCCGGAACGAAUUAAGUACUUAACCUGAGGUACCACUGUAUUCCUUUGGACAUAAUACAUAAUUAUAUUUUGCCUUCCCAUCCGUACGUCCGCGAUGCUCCUGUUGUUAUUCCUGCCAUAGCUGCUAUUUAUUUUCUACUUACUUUACCAUCGUUCAUUUAUUCUCCUUCCCUCGCCUGUUAUUCGAAUCCCCCUUGGAUUUCACUUGGCUGUAGUGUUUUUGAUCAAAUAGUCCGACCAGAACCUCCAAUUCUUGGACCAAGUUCUCAUCUUUUUGACCUCUUCUUUCUGCUGUCAACUUUGCCAUCUCUGCCUAGUCCAUUAACUUCAAAAUCCAUUCUUCUUCCGCUGGGAAAGAAGGUCCCUUUGUGCUCAGGUCCUGCUUGGCGGCUUCCCCCGUAGUCACCUUGCUGGCCACAGCAAGAACAGGAUGCUGGACCCGAUGGGCCUCUUGGCUGGAGCCAGCCGCUGGGCUCUCGGCUUGCGUCCUUGCGUCCCACCCAUGUGCUUGAGCCCUCUCCUUCCUCGCCCCCCGACAGGCCUCCCCUUGGGGAACAUACAUGGGCACAUGGGAUAUGCCCCUGAAGAUCCCCCCGGCCAAAGUCAACCUCACGUCCCGCUCGGUGAACGCAGCCGCCCAUCUCACUGAGUGGAUCAGCAAGUCCACGGCCUUGAACAACGCCUGUAACGGGUUCUGCCCGGAAAUCACCGGCAAGGUAAAAUGGGCUGGGCUGGGGGGUAGGGGUUGGUGUUUGGAAUCCCCCUCUGGGACACACCUGUAGGCCAAGCCAGUGUGGUGUAGUGGUUAAGAGCGGUGGACUCGUAAUCUGGUGAACUGGGUUCGCUUCCCUGCUCCUCCACAUGCUGGGUGACCUUGGGCAAGUCACACUUCUCUGAAGUCUCUCAGCCCCACUCACCUCACAGAGUGUUUGUUGUGGGGGAGGAAGGGAAAGGAGAAUGUUAGCCGCUUUGAGACUCCUUCAGGUAGUGAUAAAGCGGGAUAUCAAAUCCAAACUCCUCUUCUUCAAGCGGGACAGCCAGGGAGCCUUUGCAGAAUCCAAAGUCACCUCUGCUGCACCAUUCAUUUGAAGCACACUUAACGCACAUGUGAAUCACAGGCUGCACGCUGCAAAGAGCUGUUGUUCCCGGCAUGGCGGCACUCUUAACAAGCAGCAGACCAAGUGUCCCCGUUUUCCAGGGACAGUCCUGGAUUUACAGAAGCCUUCCCUAUUUGUGUUUCGAUCCUGGAAUGUCCCGCUUUUCCUUAGGACGUCCCUCUUUUCAUUGGAGAAAUCUUGGAGGGUAUGAAACAGCAGCUGAAUUCCUGGAGAGUGGCUGCCAGGCAGUUUAGAUAAUUCUGAACUGUAGUUUCCUGUAUUUGUAUCUUUGCUGAAGGGUUGUUGCUCCCAGAUUCAAUCCCCAGGAUCUCCAGGUAGUGAGCUGCUGCAAGUCAGUGUUGGCAAUGCUGCGAUAGAUGGAGCAAUAGUUGAGUCAUUGUGGAAAUCCCCUUCCUAUGCUCCCAUCAGCUGCAGGCAGCAUAAUCAAUGGCCAGGCAUGAUGGGAGUUGUAGUCCCAACAAACAAACUGGAGGACGUGAGGUUAGGGAAGCUGGCCAUAGACAGGCCUCUCUUUCUGGCAAGGCAUGACUCCUCCCAAAGAAUCCUGGGAAGUGUAGUUCACUGUGCACAGUGCUACCGUUCCCAGCACCCUUAACACAUGAGAGUUGCCAGGAUUCUCUGGGGGGAGAGCCAUGUGCUUUAAAUGUUUGCCAAGUGUGCUUUAAAUGUAUACGGUGUGGAUGCGACCCAAAUCUCAUGCUUGCCAUACUGAUAGCUGUGAGAUCACAGAAAGGUUAACUGCAAAAUGUUCCUUAAAACUGUUGAAAGGAAAUGCUAGAGUGAUGCAGUUUUAUCCUGACAGACUUAUGCAGUUGUUUUGACAUUUUCUUGAGUUGCCAGUCAUUUUAAUGAUUGAUCUGUACUGUUUUUAAUGGGUUUUUUUCUGUUUGUAUAUCGCUGUACUCUGCCUGGAUACAUGUAUAAGGAAACUUUUUUAGAUAGCUAAGGAGGAUGGAGGGCACAAGAAAUGUUUAGGAAACCAGGCAGCCUUUGGAGAAUUAGGGAAGGGGUGUAGAGCAUCUGCUUUCUAUGCAGAAGGCUGGGGAAAGACUCUCUUUCUGAAAGAGCAGCUGCCAGACAGUGCAGACAAUAUUGAGAUAGAUGGACCAACAGUGAUCCUCCACUGAAUCCGAUUGGCAGGAGAUGCAGUACAGACAGGUGGACUGCUUCACUCCCAGUGUAUUUAAACGAUGGAACUCACUGUUGCAGGACGAUGUGUUUAAUUAUUUUAUUAGAUUUAUUUAUUAGUGAUUUAUGCAGUGAUGGGCAACCCCCUAUUCUCUCCCUCCCAAAUCCCCACAGCCAAGCGACCCUCCACCACGCGUUUGCAAACCCGUCAAAGGCGGCCCAUCGUCAAGAAAAGCCUCGGAGCGUCCCGGCUCGGUGGGCGAGAUGCCUGCUCAGGAAGACACCGCAGCCAGAGGGUCCGCCACCCCCAAGGGCCCCCUCUCCCGCCAGCCCGGUUGCAUUGACGUCCGCAUGAAAGACGACUUGCCAGAUGCCCAGCAGAUGGAGCCCAAGGAACCCAGACCUCCAGCCACCAGCGAAAUCCCGGUCUCACGCCAGCCCGGUUCCAUGGAUGUCCGCAUGCAAGAAAACGGGAGCCCCAAAAUCCCAUCCCCGAGCCGCCCCAGCUCCAGGGAGCCUGCUGCCAGGAGGGCGGCCUCGGCAGAGGCCCCUGCUUCAGGCUGGCCCCGGUCGCUGGAAGGGAAACCCAAAGGGGUCAGCACCCCAGAGCUCUUGGCUUCGUGUCGCCCAGGCUCCAUGGAAGCCAAUCCCCGGAGCCCGCUUUUGGCCGAAGCCCUGGCGUCCAGCCGGCCCACCACGAAGGGCAGCCUUGCAGCACCAGAUGUCCGGAAGACCCCGCUAGACAUGGGCGCGGAUUGGCAGGAGAAGGGAGCCUCUCCCCGACCCCUCCACGGCCUGGAGGAGCCGUCCAGUUAGAACCAGGCCGCCUGGAAAUGGAAAAAUUCUAUUACCAAUGAGUUGAAAGUUGAAAACAAGCCAUUCUGCUCAGUCUGGUCGAGACGUCCUGGGGGGCCUGCAUGUGUUUCUUUCCCCUCUCCUACCCUCUCACCUCGCCCCACCUUGGGGCUUCUCUCCACCCCUCUGCCCUCUCCCCAUUCCACCCCAGUUCCCUUUCUCUGUUCCACCUACCGAGAAACACCUUCCAUCCGGUCCAGCCAGACAAGUGAGACCCAUCCAUUUCUCCACUCGCCUGAACCUCAGGAAAAACGAAAAAAGGAAGGGGGUUAAAGCCCUGCCUGAGAGACACUGCCCAGGAGAUGACCUGCCCGAACAAGCGGGCAGCAAGACAACCAACCCGAGCUUUGCCAAUCAGAAAAUUAAAUAAUUACAACCACAGGGGCCGCUGAUGAUGGAAUGGGUGUUUUCAUGGUAAUAGACACUAAAUAAAGCUAACCCCAAAAACCAGUUUCCCAAUAGGUCUUGAUUGCCUGUUUGUGUGGUGUAGUGGUUAAGAGCGGUGGACUCGUAAUCUGGUGAACCGGGUUCGCUUCCCCGCUCCUCCACAUGCAGCUGCUGGGUGACCUUGGGCUAGUCACACUUCUCUGAAGUCUCUCAGCCUCACUCACCUCACAGAGUGUUUGUUGUGGGGGAGGAAGGGAAAGGAGAAUGUUAGCCGCUUUGAGACUCCUUUGGGUAGUGAUAAAGCAGG